Podarcis lilfordi (Lilford's wall lizard) is the source of this 46565-nucleotide messenger RNA. NCBI's taxonomy places the organism in Eukaryota, Metazoa, Chordata, Lepidosauria, Squamata, Lacertidae. The record is from the annotation of a GenBank genome assembly.
ACCCUGUGAACAGACUUACUAGGAAGUAAGUUCUGGCUUUGCCGCCAGUCUUAGGAUUGGGUUAUUAAGACUGAGAAUCAUUCCUGCCUGCACCAUGGCAACCCACAGCCAUCACAAUUGCUGCCAAUGUCACAGCAGCCCCAGAUGGUAGAGCAUGAGACUCUUAAUCUCAGAGUCGUGGGAGCAAAGGAAACUCAGUUUACUCUGCUGCUGUUUUUUCUAGGCACAUGGGGGUGUCUCUCUCAUUCUGGGCAGCACAAGACAGUGCCUCAGCCUUCCUCAACCUGGUUUUCCCCUGCCAGACAAUUUUGGACUACAACUCCCAUCAUUCCUGACCAUUGACCAUGUUGGCUGGAGCUGAUAGGAAUUGUGGUUUAAAAUGUCUGAAGGGCACCGUAUUGGGAAUGCCAACACUCAUUUUUAAAGCAGAUUGUGGCUGCGAUGCAAUUUAUCAGGGUUUGCCAAUUUGGUGCCUUCCUGGUGUUGUUGGACUCUAACCCCCAUCAGCCUCUGUCAGCAUGAACAAUAGCCAGGAAAGGUGGGAGCUGGAGUUCAGCAACUUAUUGAGAGCACUUGCUAUGCAGUUCUACAUACUUACCUGGGAGUUCAGCUGGGCUUAUUUUGGAAUAGACAUGUAAAAGAUUGCACUGUACGGACUGAAAAGUAAUACAGUGGGGUUUUGUUUCCCCUCUUCCACAGUGGCUCCAGCAAAUUUUGGGUAGAUGCAAGAUGUGUUAUGUACAUCAGAAGUGGUGUACACACCUUACAAUUCUGGACAUCGAACUAGGCUAGAAUGUUAGUUUCUUCCUCCUGUCUAUAUGGGUGAAACUGAAGCCUGUGAUGCUGGCUGGCUUGGUGGCCGGGAAUGGUUCUGAUUUCUUAGGGAACUAAACAAUUUGCCAUCCAACUUCCGGAAGGGAAUGGGCAAUUGUCAGUUGGGCUAGGAGCUUCACACAGAGGUCUGUUCUGCCUCCAGCAUUGGAGGUAGUACACCUUUGAACAUCAGUUGCUGGGAAUCACAGGUGGGGAGAGGGCUGUUGUGUUCAUGUCCAACUUUCGGGCUUCCCAGGGGCAUAUAUUUUUGCCACUGCGAGAACAGGAUGCUGGACUAGAUGGGCCUUUGGUUUGAUCCAGAAGGGAUCCUAUUGUGUUAUUAUUAUCGGGGAAAAGUCCAGUUAAACAGUCCUGAGAUGCAGGAAACUCAGGGACAAGGUGGCUAAAAGAAGGAUGCAGAGAAGGGAAUGGAGUGAGAUAGAGGAACCUUGAGUAAAGGUAGGCAGCUGUCAGGAAAGUUCAAUGCAGGAAGGGAAUUGAAGCCAGGAAGUUAUCUGAGAUAGGACUCUGGAGAAAUUUUACAGAGCAUGAGAUCAGGAAAAAGGAGGCAUGCAAGGGACAUGACUGAAGGGAGGGUAUCAUUGUGUCUACAGCAGACACCCCCAGCCUGGGAUCCUCCAGAUGCUAUUGGACCUCAACUCUCCUCAGCUCCAGCCAACAUAGCCAACGGUCAGGGAUGGUGGGAUUUGUAGACCAAAACAUCUGGAGGGUACCAGAGUCUGCACCAGGGAUGGGAAACCUGUGUCCCUCCAGGUGUUGAUGAACUACAGCUCCCAUAAUCCCUGGCUACUAGCCCUGCUGGCUGGGGCUGAUGAGAGUUGAAGCCCAAAAGCAUCUGGAGAGCCACAUGUCCCCCCAUCCUUGGUCUGUUGAGGGCCAGAUUAAACAUGGCAUGGGAGAUCCAUAGCUUGAAUCUCCUGACUUCACUGGGGAAGGGUUUUUAAUUCUUUCCCCUGUUAUUUUGCACAAUCACCCUCUGAAGCUGACAUUUGGCCUUCUUUGGGACAGGUGACUGUGGAUAAAAACAGAACAGCUACAAUAUAGAUACCUGUCUUUACCCACACCCCAACCUGGGCUAGCAGCAGCUGGGGGGGUGGAAUUUGGUUGGAAAAACAGCACUAGGGGCAAGGGCCAAGCCCUUAUUCUCCAGGCACUAAUAUCCCCAUCCAAAUUGUCCCCUCUCUGAGGCUGGCUGCUUAUGCAUGUUUUAACGUAAGGUGAUCCAAUGGUCUCCUGUGUGAUGUGUAGUUUCUCCCCCACUCACCCUGAAAUUCUGCCAGUCAUGGUGUCUUUUACUGCAAUGUUGGGCGCUAGAAACAUCAAGGGGCCAACGAAGGUUAUAAAGCAGGAUGUGUAUAUGUGUGUGUAGCUGAAUUUCACACAUUGAUUUGAGGGAACCAGCCAACUCCUUGGCUGCAUACUUUUUAUUGAUUGGAAUAGAUUUUGACAUACCUAACACUGCAUAGGAACCAGGUUGUAGAUGCGACUGCCAGAAUCCAGCAAUGUUUGCUUGGAAAGUGUGAGUAAAUAUGGAAGUCUUUCACUAUUUGGGGAAUGCAAGGCUCCCCACAUCUGCAGUGGAGGAAGGGGAAAUGGAGACAGAGAAACUGAGGAAGAAUAUGCCAUGAUUGCACUUGCAUGGAUUUAAAUAAGGUAUUAUGAUGUGUGUGUUAACAUUCAAAAAAUCCAUCUGGGAUUGUUAGCAUAUAAAUGUGAAAUGUCAACAUUUAUCAUAUGUUGGAUAGUCAUAAAAAUAUAGAAUAAUUCAGGCAUAGAAUAGAAUAGUUGCAGGCAUACUUACUUGGGAGUGUGUUCCACGGAACCUUUGAGUAAGCGUGCAAUGGAGUUGCACUGCCAGCCUGUCUGCAGGUGCCACUUGGAGGAUUCCCUCUGCAACCUUUCAGUGCACCUUUCGUCACAAACCUAAGCACACUUUUGCUAGCGCAGCGUUAGCCAACCCGGUGCCCUCCAGAUGUUGUUGGACUGCAACUCCCAUCAUCUCCAGCCGUUGCUGCUGGGCCCAAGGUAAGCCCAGCUUGGGCUGUAUACAUUUAAAGCACAUUUUCCACACACACCCCCCCCCAAGAAUCCUGGAAAUCAUAGUUUGUUAAGGGUGCUGGGAAUUGCAGUUGUGAGGGGUACACUACAAUUCCCAGGAUUCUUUAGGAAGCAGGGGACAUGCUAUAAGAACAUAAGAACUCUGCUGGUUCAGGCCAAAGGCCUAUUUAGUCCAGCACCCAUUUCUCAGUGUGGCCAACCAGAGACUCACAGGUAGCCCACCAGCCAGGUAAGUUUAAAUGGAAGAUGCAUAGGCAGUUCAGAGGGCUCAGGCAGGUGAAGGCUGUACUACAGAGUAAGCCCUGUUGAAGAAAAAGCCUGGGGUUGCUUUUAAGUAAACAAUAGGAUCACGCUGCUUGGGAGCAAUCCUACAAAUACAAGGCACAUGUACAGGUCUACAUUGCUAGUCCACCGCCCCAUGAGGCUUACUCCAGAGAAAACAUGCAUGGGACCUAUGCCCAUAAAAGACACUUACCUGAGAGUAAGCCCUAGUGAACUCAAAGGGUUACCUUUUAUUUUGCAUGGCUUUUCAAAAUAAACAUAAUAUUUUAUUAAAGCUUUUUCACACUUUUCAUGUGACACUAAGGUUGCUUCAAUGAGUAAAGAUACAGAAUCCACACACACACACACACACAUAUAUAUAUAUAUACACAUAUACAGUAUAUACAUAUAUAUAUAUAUAUGUAUAUAUAUAUAUACACAGCGGUACUUUGGGUUACAUACGCUUCAAGUUACAUACGCUUCAGGUUACAGACUCCGCUAACCCAGAAAUAGUGCUUCAGGUUAAGAACUUUGCUUCAGGAUGAGAACAGAAAUCGUGCUCUGGCAGCGCGGUGGCAGCAGGAGGCCCCAUUAGCUAAAGUGGUGCUUCAGGUUAAGAACAGUUUCAGGUUAAGUACAGACCUCCGGAACGAAUUAAGUACUUAACCUGAGGUACCACUGUACGUACACACACACACACACAUAUAUACACAUACAUAUAUGCGCACAGACACACACACACACACAUUUAUAUACAUACAUAUAUCUGUUUUUAAUUUGUAAUUAUAGUAACCUGCCCUGGGACCUGCUGUUGGUGAAGGGAGGAUUAUAAACUUAUUUAUACGUCAUGUAUGUUGAAACAAACAUGUUCGUUUGUACACCCCCAAACCUACGCACCCCCCACCCCCCACAAAAAGGCAUAGGGCCCUGUUAGGCAUCACAUCCAAAACCGGCUUUCCUCCUUCCGAGUAGACAUGAACCGCUCCGAAAGCUAACGGAGAGGAGACAAACGCUCCCUUAUCUCUAUUCUUUUUCUCCCCCGAGGAGAAGAAGAGAAAGAACGCUGGCGGGGGGGGGGGUGGUUGGCAGGAAUGAAUGAAGCGAGCAGAUGAAUGAAUGGGAGCCCCGGGUGGGAGGCCGGCGGGAGGAAGAGGAGGGGUGGCGAGCCGCGAGAAUGCGCGAGAAGCACCAGCAGCAGAGGAAGCAAGAGAGAGACAGGGGGGGGGGCGCGGAGAGCGAGCACAGUGGUCACGGGGUGGGGAGGGGGAGAGGGAGAGAGAGAGAGUGGGGGGGGACAAGAGAGGAAGGAGCUGCUGCCAUUGGCGGCCGGGGCUGCCCAUCAGCUGCCCCCCACUUCCUGCCUUUCUGGCGCCCCCCCCCCGCCCCACACUGACUCCAGCCCUGAGGAAGUGGCCCGCGCCGGUAGAGCCACCAGCAGGCAGCCGGGCUCGAGCAUCCGAUUCCUCCCCCCCCCCCACCUUCCUCUUCUUCCAACAAGACCCCCCCAUCCCACUUUUCCUCCUUUUUGCAGCGCAUCCCUGGAGCAGCAGCAGCAGCAGCAGCAGCAGCAGCUGUAGCUGCAGCAGCUCCAUCUCCUCCUCCUCCACCAUGGCCUGGCGCGGGGGGUAGCCGGGCAGGGGCCUUCAGGAGCCCCCCCCGCCUCCCUACUCCCCCGCGAAGGGGGAGGCCCCGCGCAGCCAGGUAAGGGGGUGAUGGGCAGCUGGGGUGGGGGGCUGGGGUGCAGCCGCAGAGCGGGGUAGGUGGGUGGGAGAGAGGGAGUCGUCCCGCUACAAGCCACCCUAGGAGGGGUGUGUUUUUGGGGUGGGGGUGCGCUAAGGGGCUGGGAAAGGGUCCUCCUCUGCGACGCGAGGUAUAAAUCGCCUUGGGUGUCUUGGUCAGUGGGGCGGGGGCGGGGAGAGAGAGUUUUAAGGGGUUGGGGUGGGAGGGGCCAAGGAAGCAGAAUUUGGGGAGGAUGUUUCGCAACGGUGGAGGUAAGCUGGGAACUCAGAAGCCUUUUAACCUCGUUGGGGGGGGGGAUUGUUGUAACCCGCCCUGGGAGCCGCCGGUGAUGGGCGAGUAGCAAUUGGGGGUAAUAAUGGUAAUUGCAAAGUGCCCAGGGGUUUUUUGGGGGGGGGGGGCAAUUGAAGGGCUGCUGUGGGGUUAUAGGGAGUGCUCGUGGUGGUGAGCAGCUGGGAGGUAUGACUUGGGGGGCAGGGCCCUGGCCUGGAAAGUAAGAGCCUGUGUGUGUGUGUGUAGGUUUGGGGUGCCUGCAAUGGGGUCUACAAUAUGGGGGUGGCUUUCUGAGGGAGACUACUUUUGGGGGGGAUAUUUUGUGCUGGGGAGAAAUAGAGGUUUGGGAUGGGUACCAGGAAGGGGUUUCCAAGGAGUUGUGAUUUAUUUAUUUUUUUGUAGGGGGGAAGUAUAAUGAGAUGGGGCAGCUGGUUGUGAGAGGGGCAGCGCAGUGGGGACACUUGCUGAGAGGGAAGGGGAAGAUAUAACUUGAUAUGUGCCUUGGGAGGAGGGCGAGGGGCCUAGCGGAAGGGUUUCGCGGAAUUUGGAAGAGCACAUGGCUAUGAUACGGCGCAAGCCAUGGGGUGCUUCUGGAAGCGGGAGGUGUAAUACACUGAAUAUAUAGUCUGGGAAGGGGGCACAGGAAACGCGAUGCAGGCCAGCUGCUCUCAGCCAGCUGCUGUUGGCCGCCUUCUCCCAGCCAGCAUGACCAAUGGUCAGGGGUGAGGGGUGUGGUAGUUUGCAAGGCACCAGGCCAAGGGAACGCUCAAGCAGGGGCAGGGAGGAUCUGGUCUUCCAAACAUUGCUGGGCCACAGCUCCCCUCAGCCCUGACCAUUGGUCAUGCUGGCCAGGGCUGCCGGGAGUGGGAGUGUGGCUGCCAUCUCCCCACCCCACCCUCUUAUAAAAGCUUUUUGUGAACAGGUUGUGGGUGGAAAGGGCUUGAGGGCAGGCAGAGCUGGGCAUGCAGGCUUGCUCUGGGCUCAUCCUUACCCGAGAGGAAAGGCCUUAUUAGGGUGCAUCCACAUCGUCCAUUUAAACUCCUCCCCCCCCAAAGGAAUAAUGGGGACUGUAGUUUAAAGGUCCUGAGAACCAUCAUUCGGUGAGGGAUGAAUUGCAGUUCCCAGAAUUCUUUGGGGCAAGCCAUGUUCUUUAAAUGCUUGGUGUUUAUGCAGCCUAAUUUUUUUGCUUUAGCAGCUUCUGUCUUGUUUUCCCUCCCCUGUUCUGAUGAUGGUGCCAUUCUGGGGAUUAAGAGCAGCAGCCUUCAAAAGGUUUUUAUCACUGUUCUGAUUGGGCUGCGGUGACACACGCCUUAGUUACUUCCCGUUUGGAUUACAGCAACUUGCUCUAUGUAGUGCUGCCUUUGAAAAGUGCUCAGAAAAUCCCAGCUGCCUCAAAAAGCAGCAGCCAGAUUGUCGGCCAGGGCUCGUUACAUGGAGCGGACAACAGCUCCAAUAGCUACCACUAAUAAUAAUAAUAAUAAUAAUAAUAAUAAUAAUAUUUCCGGGUUCAAUGCAGAGUGCUGGCUAUGACCUAGAAAGCCCAGCACCGCCUGGGUCCAAGCUUUUUGAAAGACUGUGUUUCCUCAUAUGACCCAGCCCAGGUUCCAACAUCUUCGGGGGCUGCGCUUCUCUGGGUCCCACCACCCUCACAGCCCUGCUUGGUGGGGAUGUGGGAGAGGGCCUUCUUGGUGGUGUCUCCCAGACUCUGGAACUCCUUUCCUAGAGAAGCCAGACUGGCUCCCUCCUUGUUGGUCUUCCACUGGCAGGUGAAAACCUUAUUCCAACAGGCUUUUGGGAACCGACUGAUUUUAAGGAAAGGGCUGGUGCCAUGCCGUUUUUAUUGUAAUUAUCUAUGUUUUUAGUAGGUCCUUUAAACUACAGAGAGUGUUUUAAUUCUAUUAAAGUUUAAUUUGGGGUUUUUUUUUAUAAUUGUCGUCCCCUGCCCCCAAUGUUUUUAGCUGUUUUUGUUUUAUCUGUAAACUGCCUUGAGUCCCUGUUGGGGGAAAAGGUGGGGUAUAAAUAAAUAUAUAAUGAUGAUGAUAAUUUUUAUCACAUUCCUGCAGCAGCCCAGAGUGGGAGGCCUUUAUUAACCCCAUUUGAGCCGGUGGUGAAACAGGGGCUGAAUUGCCAUGGCUGGACUAAGGACUUGAAUCCAGGGCUUCCUGGAUCUGGGCCUCCCACAAGGAGUAUUUGAAAACUGAAAACUGAAUGGGUGAGGCCUUCUGGAGUUUCCAUGUUUGUAAAAGACCAGGAAGGCUGGGGUCUUGGCAGAGGUAUUCCGGAAUGAAAGGUCUAUGUCCACAACCUUGUGCCAUCUCCGUUAUGGUACUUUCUGCAGAUUUCGGGGGGGGUGCAAGGAAGAGUCCUGGCUGAUCAGUUUAGAUUGGCUGCACUGCACAGGUGGGGAAAAAGUGGUCACAGUACUCAGCUGUCUACAUACUGCUGUUUUGACUCUUCAGAGUGCUUCUCGUACCAUUAUUUCAGUAACCCUUGCAAUAACUCUCAGGGAAUUUAGGUGGUGGGACUCAACUUCCACCAGUCCCAGCCAGUAUGGCCAACGUUCAGGAUUUGGGGUGGGUUCCCGCUAAGUUCUACUUAAUGCACAUUCGCAGCAUGGAAUCCAAGCACUUACAAUACCACUUUACCCAAAGAAUUCUGGGAGAUGCAGUUUGUAGAGGUUGCUGAGAAUUGUUAGGAGACCCCUGUUCCAGAGCCACGGUUGCCAGAGAGGUUAAUAAUUACAACCACAACAACAACAGCAACAACAACAACAACAACAUAAUUUAUUAUUUAUACCCCGCCCAUCUGGCUGGGCUUCCCCAGCUACUCUGGGUGGCUUCCAACAAAAUAUUAAAAUACAGUAACGCAUCAAACAUUCAAAGCUUCCCGAAAGAGGGCUGCCUUCAGAUGUCUUUUAAAAGUCUGGUAGUUGUUCUCUUUGACACCUGGUGGGAGGGCGUUCCACAGGGCAGGUGCCACUACCGAGAAGGCCCUCUGCCUGGUUCCCUGUAACUUGGCUUCUCACAGUGAGGGAACCGCCAGAAGGCCCUCGGCGCUGGACCUCAGUGGCCGGGUAGAACUAUGGGGGUGGAGACGCUCCUUCAGGUAUACUGGACCGAGACCGUUUAGGGCUUUAAAGGUCAGCAGCAACACUUUGAAUUGUGCUUGGAAACAUACUGGGAGCCAGUGUAGGUCUUUCAAGACCAGUGUUAUGUGGUCUCGGCAGCUGCUCACAGUCACUAGUCUAGCUGCCGCAUUCUGGAUUAGUUGUAGUUUCCGAAUCACCUUCAAAGGUAGCCCCAUGUAGAGCGUAUUGCAGUAGUCCCAAGCGAGAGAUAACUAGAGCAUUCACCACUCUGGCUAGACAGUCCAUGGGGCAGUUAGGGUCUCAGCCUGCAUACCAGAUGGAGCUGGUAGACAGCCGCCCUUGACACAGAAUUGACUUACACCUCCAUGGACAGCUGUGAGUCCAAAAUGACUCCCAGGCUGCGCACCUGGUCCUUCAGGGGCACAGUUACCCCACUCAGGACCAGGGAGUCCUCCACACCUGCCUGCCUCCUGUCCCCCCAAAACAGUACUUCUGUCUUGUCAGGAUUCAACCUCAGGAAUCUAAUCUAAUCUAAUCCUCAGGAAUCUAAUCUUAUCAAGAUUUCUGACACCAUUGUUCUGUGGGAUAAUUGACCGGGAACCUCUUUGGCCUUACCUAUUGCCAUCUUGAUGCUGAGCAAACCCAGUAGCGACGGUGUGGAGAUUUCUGGGUGCCAGGUUGGCACGGGGCAACCUGCGCAGCAAAAGAUGCAUGCCUUUUGCUCCUGCGCUGUGGCACAAAUCAUGGGCACCUUGCUGGGCAUCUUAGUCCUCCGUCACAUCAGGCCAACCAAGUGGAGCUCACAGGCCACAGUUUAGAACCCCUGGCCUUAGUCCAUGGUUAAUACCAUUUCUAUUUUCACCGUGUGUGUUUCUCUUCCUUGCACACUGGGGCAAGUGAAUUGUUGUCAGAGCAAGCUACAGCCAAGCAAUGUCGUUGAGAUCGUAGCGUUGGAAGGGACCCGAGGGUCAUCUAGUCCAACCCCCGGAAUAUGGACGUUCUGUUGUGGCAACCGCACCCCAGGUUUAAGGGGCUGUUUGGUGCCUAGCUUAUAUAUCUGAGUUUCUAACACUGUUCCUGAUAGAGGUCUCUUUGCAUUGAAUGGGAAAUGAGUGUCUUUGUGCGGGGUGGUGGGAAAGGCUUUUUGGGGGUUAUAAAGCAUUGGGUCAGAAGAGGAAAUGGGGAAGGCAAGUAGCAGGACAUCUGCUUUGCAUGUAGAAGGUCCCAGGUUAAGUCUCCAGGAGAGGACUGUCCCCAAAAGCCCAGAGAGCCAGGCUAGAAAAUGCAGAGCUAGAUAGGAACAAUGGCCUGGUUUGCCAUAAGGCAAAUGGCAUCAGCUCCCAAACUGCAGAGAGAAGCCUUUCAAAUUAUGAUAAAUAUUUGGCAUCCAUCUGUCUCGGUGGACAAUGGAAGAGUGCGCCUUCGGGGGCGAAGUCAAAACUGUUGGAGAGUUACAGUGCCUGCUGUGGCUGUAGAGACUGAUACGGGAGAGACAUGUUUUGUUGCAGCCGGGGCAGAUGAAGGCGUCCGGUUUUGCUGUUACAAAUGCACCAUGCCAUUUCUUCUCUCUGCGCUCCUCCCAGGGGUCAUUCCUCUGGUCGCUGCUAUGGAUGCAUGGUCUGUUGUCUGCAAGGGAUUCCCACAUGGCGGGGUUGAUGUUGCCAGCCUUUGGGUCACAUUUGCAGACAUCUUAGUAUCGCAGAGUUGGUCUGCCAGUGGACUGGGUGCCUCAGGCCAGGUCCCCGCAGAGCGCAUCCCUGGGGGAUCCUGCCAUCUUCCAUUCUGUGGACAUGUCUUAGCCAAGACAGGAGUGUAGAUUUUGUAGCAGAGUGGCUUUUUCUACUCCUUUGGGAUUGGUUGAAGAGAACCAGUGUCCUUUGACAUCUGUCCUUCUGUGCGGCAGUGAAGAUAACUUCCUGUUUUACAAUAUCCAGGCUUCCAGACAAGAAAUUUAGGGUUGUUGAGGCAAACAUUCCAAAGGGCUCAAAUUACCUUCUUAGUUUGGCAGAUGCCUUUGACGGGAUAGCAAGCUUCUGAGUCACACAGAAGCCGCCUUCACAUAAGGGCCAGGAAGCCUGCCGUGGGCAUAACUGGAAUAUUUCACACGACUUCACAGGGCUAGUCUCAGCGCUAUCUUGUUUUGCCAAAGGGUUUGGCAAUAUGCUGUACUGUAAGGGUGUGUGUAGGUACGCGGGUGGCGCUGUGGGUUAAACCACAGAGCCUAGGACUUGCUGAUCAGAAGGUCGACGGUCCGAAUUCCCGUGAUGGGGUGAGCUCCUGUUGCUCGGUCCCAGCACCUGCCAACCUAGCAGUUUGAAAGCACGUCAAAGUGCAAGUAGAUAAAUAGGUACCGCUCCGGCGGGAAGGUAAACGGCGUUUCCGUGCGCUGCUCUGGCUUGCCAGAAGCGGCUUAGUCAUGCUGGCCACAUGACCCAGAAGCUGUACGCCGGCUCCCUCGGCCAAUAAAGCGAGAUGAGCGCCGCAACCCCAGAGUCGGCCACGACUGGACCUAAUGGUCAGGGGUCCCUUUACCUUUUAAGGGUGUGUGUGGAAGAUAAUUAAAAGUUCAGUUUCCCUAUGCAUUAGUUAGCUCUUAAAACUGUUGUUAGUGGCUGUAAUGCAGUUAAGAUGGCUGAAAGGAGAUUGUUCUUUUACACACACCCUGACUUUAUCCUUUCAGCAGCUCCUUCUGCUCAAGCAAGCCUUAAUUUCUGAGGGUCAUUUUUGCGAGGGAGGAGAGAGAAAUGGGGAGCACCUCUCUCUGUGGCUUCCUUCCAAGCUCUGUUGUCACAGAUUGCUCAUUUAUCCCUUGCUCCCAAGACUGGCCAUUGCAGGGUUGAGAUGGCAUCAUCAUUCAAGGGACUGGAUGCAAAUCCACAUCUGUACAGUAGUGGUAAGUGCAAUAGUGUGCUUUUUUAUGAGCUUUUGUUCCAGGAUGAUUGACACAGCGUGCAUACAGGUGUGCUCUUAUGGAGGUGGCAGCGAGGAAUACUUUGUUCAUAAGAUCUGAGCAUCCUUUAUUCCAGUAUCAACUGGCAGGCAGCCCAUUUGAACCAGUUGUGGGUGGUGCCUCGCCCCCGCCCCCCCCCCCCGGGAGGCAAAGGGAGACCAAAUGACUAUCGGACUCAAAAAAAGCUGGUUUCGCCGGGUGUCAAGUUCAUCCAUUUUGUUGAAUUAAUUAAACUAAACAGUUUCAGUUGGAUUUUGAAUAAAUGCAAAUAAUUGCUGCUGUUUUGAACUUGAUGUGUUGUUAUCUUCCAUAGGGGGCUGUGCAAACUACAAUUCUGAAUAAUGCUUUUUAUUAGGGUGGGGGGCACCGGGGGCACGUUUAUAGAACCAAGGAGGUGGUGGUUGGAAAAAGUUCAGAAACCACUGAUUUAAAAUUUGGCUGAGAGCGGAACCUGUCUUUCCCAGGAGGUUAUCCAUAGCUGCAACCUGAGCCUAUUUUGGAACUAUCUUCAGCUAGGGACAGUGGUAUCAAAAUGCUUUAUUUUCUUUUCUUUUAAAAAGGGCAAAACAUGGUUUGAAGCUCUUGGACCAGAUGAUCUUUGUGGUCCCUUCAAACUCUACAGUUCUAUGAUUCUGUGAUCCCAGAGAUGCUGGAAAGGAUGAAUAUUUGUUUUAUACAUUAGCCCAGCGUGUUUUGGCUCAAGUGACCCUCCUUCAGCGGCUUAUAUCUUGCCCUGUAAGGUCUCUUAAAAUUGGAUGGUCCUUGAGCAGCUUUCAAAGAAACAAGCGAGAUAAGCCCCUGGAGAAAGCUCGCUGCAGCUGAAGUGCGUUGGGUUAAUAUAAUUAAUAGCUGAUACGUCCUCUGUUUGAGGACCAUAUAUAUAUUGAAAAGAUUUUUGGGAACUGGGAGAUGGAAUAAAGGCAUGCUUCAUCCACUCCAUAUACCCAUAAGUUUUCAUCCUGCAAAACAAAACAAAUAUCCCUUUGGACUAGCCUUACGAUCCACUGGGUUCCUGUCCUGGGAGAAGGACGGAGAGCUGCACCCUUUCCCGCCAUCUUCCUCCAGCCCACUUACUUACUUGCCUGGACACAAUUCCUUGUUGCCCGACUACGAGGCUGCUUUUCUCCUUUGGCGAGAAGUGGGGGGGCGGCUGAGAAGUUUGCAGCCUAAGCAGAACAGGGUUAGGCUUGUACGGAGGCCAAGAACGUCUCUGUGGUUUUAAUUGUUCUACUUUGACUCGUCCGUUCUUACAUUAGAACAUGCGACUUAACAACCCCCAGUUUCGCUUAGAUGCCUGUUUGGGCUGCCUAUAUUAAGGCCUACAUUUAAAGCAGGAUUGAUGGAAUGUUCUUACGUUCAUUGUCAGAUGGCGAUUGAUUUUUGCUUUUCUGUUCGCUUAAAAUUAUUUCCCCUCCCCCUUUUUAAAACUGCAAGCGUAAAUAAAAUCUUGGAGUGGUUUUCACUUGCUGUGUGAGCCAUGCAUUUUUUAUUUUAUUUUUUGUAAAUAUAUAUUAAUUUCAUUAAAACUCUUUAGUCCUGCACCUUCCAUCAAUAGCUGGCUGUGGCUGAUGGGAUUUGUAGUCCAAUACAUUGAGAGAGCACCAAGUUGGGGAAGGCUUUCUUAAGGAUAGCUGCUAUGGUGUGGUUAGAACAGGGAUGGGAGCCCGUGGCCCUCCAGAUGUUGUAAAACCCCAGCUCCCAUCAGCCCAAGCCCGUUUGGCCAGUGGUCAGGGAUGAUGGGAGUUGUAGUCCAGCAGCAGACUGUAGGGCCACUCCAGUUCCCCAUCCAUGGGUUAGGUAGGAUGUUGGACUAGGAAUGGCUGCAAAGCUUCCUGGCUGACCUAUCUCACUGCCUGACCAGCCUCGCAGUGUUGUCGUGAGGAUGAAAUGGGAAGAGGGAAGAAACUCUGAACUCUUUGGAAGAAAAGUGAAAAAUAGAAAUUACUCUUUAAUAGUGAACGCAGGUGGUCAGAUACAUAUUGGUUUUUUGGGGAGAAGGGUCACAUACGAAUCAGAGAGCAGUUUUAGUUUCAGUUUUAAGUUUUGUUUAUCAUUGCAUCUAGGGCCGGGGAUUUAAUUAGAUUGCCUUGUUUAAUGGUAUGAUUGAGUAUAUGAUGGGUUAGGAAGAGCGAGUUUAUUUUUAUUUUUUGCUUGCUUAUGCUAUUUUAAAAAUGUGUGGUUUUUACUGAAUUUUGUUGAUUUUUUAUUUAUAAUUUAAGAGGAUGCCCUGUUUAGCUGUCCGUUGCGGUCUAUAAUGUAGACUUUUUCUGGGUUUUUUUGUUGUACUUGAGCGUUGUGAUUUAAGGUAUGUUGUAAAACACUUAAUGAUUUUUGAAAAGUGGUGCUCAGUCUAAAAAAACAAGCUUUUUUUUGCCUUGUACUGUGUGGAAAAUGGUUUCUUGAGCUUCUUUGUUCUGUGAACUUCUAGUCAUAUUUUGAAUUGUGGUAGGGUGGCAAUGUGGAUUUCAUUGCAUGUUUUAAAAAAUGUACUGCCCUUUUAAAAUGCUCCCCGCUGCAAAAGUAUUUUGUAAAUAAAUGGUUAAGGAUGUUUCCACAUCUCUAGGCAUUUGUGUCCUAAAGUAUUAUUUGCUCUGCAGUUUUAAGUUAUAUUGCCGCUGGUCGCUGCGUUUUAUUUAUUGGUUUAAAGCACUGUCUUGUUAUAUGAGUGUGUUUUUUUUUGGUCAUAAUUAUUGUAAGAAAAUAAAAUGGAAAGCUUGGGUGAUGUGCAAUGCCCCUGACAAGCUUAUAGUUUCCUGGAGGAAGGCAUCACAGCCUGGAUCAUAGAACUGCAGUCAUAGAAUCAUAGAACUGUAGACCUGGAAGGGACCAUGGGGUCAUCUAGUCCAACCCCCUGCAAUGCAGGAAUCUUUUUGCCGAGCGUGCGGCUUGAACCCACAACGCUGAGAUUAAAAUUCUUGUGCUCUAUUGAGUUAUCCCAGGAGUCCUUCCACUAGGGCAGGCAUAGGCAAACUCUGCCCUCCAGAUGUUUUGGGACUACAACUCCCAUCAUCCCUAGCUAAGAGGACCAGUGGUCAGGGAUGGUGGGAAUUGUAGUCCCAAAAGAUCUGGAGGGCCGAAUUUGCCUAUGCCUGCACUAGGGAGUGAGAGAAUCCACUGCCCUGAUUAAGUAAAGAAAUCUUAAAUUAUCUCCAUUAUCUGCUUUUAGGUGCUAGGCAAUGACAUUCAUCUUCAGGCGUAUGGCUCUUAAUUAGGGUCUUAUGGCAUGGUUGCCAUAUAUAUCAGGGCACUUGUCCCCUUUAUGUUAUUGCAGGAUGAGCAGUUUUAGUCAAGUGGAAAGAACCCCCUCGGAAAGCAGUGGACUCUCCUUCCUUGGAGAUUUUUAAGCGGGGGUUGGAUAGCCAUCUGUCAGGGAUGUUUCAGUUCUGAUUCCGGCAUUGCAAGCGGCUGAGAAGUCAAAUAUGUUCUGCAAUGUUGCCGAUAAACCUCUGGUCGAUGGCCUUUGGGGUCCCUUCCAACUUUACAAUUCUGUGUUUCUAAGUAACGCUUUUUUAAUCUUUCGGGUGUGUUUUAAGUUUUAAGUUUUGUUAGCUGUGAGAAUUUUUUGUAGCAAGCGACAAAGAAAUACAAGGCUAAUGUUUGAAUUUAACCCCAUGACCUCUUUUGUGUCAUCCGGCUUCUGUCUCUGUAUUACUGUGUUUGCCUUCCCCGUCUCUGGUUUUCUUCCCACUACCAAGUGGGGGGGGGGGGGAAUCUAGAUUGUAAUCUCCUCAGGGCAGGGACCUCUCUUUUUCUGGUUUAUGUUAAUCCUGCAAAGUACAGUGGUACCUCGGGUUAAGAACUUAAUUUGUUCCGGAGGUCCAUUCUUUUUUUUUUAAUAACUUUUUUAUUCAAAAUUAAAACAAAACAUAUUAUCCAGAAACAUAUCAUCCUUGUUUCCCCCCAUUUUUCCUCCCUCCCCCUCCCUCCCCCCACAGAGCCCCCCCACCCCCGACUUCCCUCAGUUCCAGUCUUUGAUUUCUCUAAAAAUGCUGUUUUCUGCAUGUUACACAGUUGUAUAGAUCCUCAAACUAUUUAGCUGAUUAUUAUCAAUAUAAACUUUGUGAAUGUUUAUUCAAAACCAGCCAAGGAGUCCAGUUCACUUUGUUGCGUCUUCAAAUACUUUGUAAAGGGUUCCCAUUCAUCCUUAAAGUCACAGUUAUCCUUGUCCUGUAGCUUGUAUGUAAGUUUUGCCAGUUCUGCAUAGUCCAUCAAUUUUUCUUGCCAUGAUUCUUUCUGGAGGUCCGUUCUUAACCUGAAACUGUUCUUAACCUGAGGUACCACUUUAGCUAAUGGGGCCUCCCGCUGCUGCCGCCGCACGAUUUCUAUUCUCAUCCUGAAGCAAAGUUCUUAACCCGAUGUACUAUUUCUGGGUUAGCGGAGUCUGUAACCUGAAGCGUCUGUAACCUGAGGUACCACUGUAUCAUGUUGUAAGAGGGUGCUAAGUAGCAUUCUCUGAGGCCACAUCCACACCAUUUAUUUAAAGCACUGUGGUCCCACUCAAAACAUUCAUGGCUUCCCCCAAAGAAUUCUGGGAACUGUAGUUUAAGAAUGCAGAGAGUUGUUGGGAGACCUCAUUCUCCUCCCAGAGCUAUAAUCCCCAGAGUUCCCUGGAAAGACUGGUUGUUAAACUACCCUGGGAAGGAAAUAGGGGUCUCCUAGCAACCAAAGCUCUCCAUAUGCUAUUGGACUACAGCUCCAAUCAUCUCUCAGGGCUGCUCAGGCUAGCUGGGGUUGAUGGGAGCUGUAGUUCAAGACAUUUGGGGAAAACCAAGUUGGGGGAGGCUGAUAGGCUCUCUCCGGGAGUGGAUCUCCAGGGUCCUGGCAGGUGGUGGGCAAGACCCCUUUCCGCUUCCACGAAAGCCACUUCACUGGAAAUUUCCAGGGAUUUAUUGUGGGGGUUUUGGUGUGCAAAACUUGCCCACGGGUCAUGAGCAGUAUUAGAAACUCAGAUAAAUAAGCUAGGUGCCAAAUGGCUCCUUAAACCAGGGUUAUGGUCGCCAAAACCGACGGCUUUGGGGUUCCUGAAAUUCAUUCUGAUUGUGCAUUUAACAUAUCACGGAUAGAAUUCUACAUUCUAUGUGGCAUUAGUGUGAGAAAACAGUCCCCCGGGCAUGUAGCUCCAGAUGGUGGAGAUGUCGGACAUCAUCCUGGCGCCCAGACAUCUUCACUUGGUCGCAAAAUGCACCUGGUAAAUUUCAGACGCUGGCAUGAGCCCGCUCCCCAUGAAGAAAGACCCCUUGUUGCUUCCUGAAAGUUCUGACACACUGGCAUGUUGCUGGGGUGUGUUUGUGCGUGUGUGCAGAAAUCCCAGAUCUGGAAACUGUUCAGCAGAGAAAUCUCCAAUUUAGGUCAUAUUAUUAUUGCUGCUGCUAUUGGCAAUUAUUUGCCGCUAGCAAUGGUUAAGAUGACUGUCAUUAGCACCCAAAAUCCUUUUCAACGCUCUUGGUGCUGGGCACCCCCCUCGCUCACAACCAUCCUGGGAGGCAAAGUUAUUAAGAGCCUUGGGCUGUUGUUUUUUCCAGUAUCACUGAGGCAGGUAGAGCAGAAGGGAGGUUGUUGUUGUUGCUGUUUAUUGAAUUUAUAUACAGUGGUACCUCAGGUUAAGUACUUAAUUCGUUCUGGAGGUCCAUUCUUAACCUGAAUGUUCUUAACCUGAAGCACCACUUUAGCUAAUGGGGCCUCCUGCUGCCGCCGCGCCACUGCAGCACAAUUUCUGGUCUCAUCCUGAAGCAAAGUUCUUAACCUGAAGCACUAUUUCUGGGUUAGCGGAGUCUGUAACCUGAAGCGUAUGUAACCUGAGGUACCGCUGUACUGCCCUAUACCUGGAGCUCUCAGGGCUGCUCUGUUCUUAAAAAACUGCAUUAAAUGCCUGAGCUUUGACCAGUUUGUUUCCUGUGGUUUUUUCCCGGCGACCUGCUGCCCGGGAUAUGGUUGCAUGAGCGCCAGGAUGCUGUGGGUGUCCUUGCGCAUUUUUAUUUUUGAGCCGGAGGUUUGCAAGGAACGGGAUUGGCUCCUUGAGAGGUUUACGUCAGGCCUGCCACCUGAGGUCCCUGUCUGGGGAAAGGGAGUGCGUGCACCAUUAUUGCGCUGUGCAUGUCUGUGCUCUGAGGAAUCCUGUGUUUACGUGCAUGUGAAUCGGAACUGCUCCCUCGAUUGCCCCAGCUGGCGAGCGCUGGCCUGGCGUUUUUUGGCAAGUCCACAAAGCGUGCUUUCACGCUCUCCCCCCCCCCCCCCGCUCUCCCCUUGUGUAAAAUGUGCCAGGGGAUCUGGGAGCCAGGAGCACCCAGGGGCAGAGGCUGUUUGUUUGUUUGUUUGUUUACUCAGCCUUGUAAAUCCACCUGUUAUUAGAGACUAGGAGCUUGCGUUUCAGUCCUGGCCCCAGUUGCAUCCUCAUUUGCGGCCUGCAUAGAAACUGGCAACGGGAUCGUUGAAAACAGUUGCUUUUUUCCUGCAUUGCAUUGGGUUUGAUGAGGAUUGCAGGAUUGAACCUGGAAUGCAGAGCAGGUUCCCUAAGUUUCUUUCAUUCAGGUGGCCUCAAGAAUUCAGCUUGUAAACUUGCUUGUCAUUCAUUUAAUUGGGGACUAGUUAGCGUGCUGGAACAUUGGGGCACUCGAAACCAGAGCAGUUUAACUAAAGAUCUGAAUUCUAGAGUGCAGGAGAGUGAUCUGUCGAACUUCAAAUAACUCAGUAAUGAACCUUAUCAACUCCUUGGCAAGCUCGCAGAUCCGUCCAAGGCGGAGAGGUAAAGGGCGAAAACAGGUUAUUGGGACGGUGUGAUCUAUGCAGCUGCUGUUAAAGUUGCAAAACAAUGAAGCAUGGGGAUGGAGCAAUGGAGAACCUCUAAAAUCACAGUGGAAUAUUAGUUCUGCCCAAGGCAUGAUUGGAAAAGAUAGACAUAAUAUAUUACGAGGACAGAAAGAAACACCAUGGAUCGAAUAAUUGCCACACACAGGCACAGGUAAAGCAAGAAUAUACUUUGAAUGCUGCACCUGUAGAUUUAGAAAUCAUUUAAUGUGUCAAUACGAAUGGAAGUCGUUCAUAUUGCAGUUGUUGUGUAAGGGAUUGUCAUUUUGACUGGAGUGCAAUUGAAAUUAAUAUUAGGAAUGCAGACAUAAAGUAAAUCAAACCAUCAAUUCUAGCACUCAGAAGGCCAUCUAAAUUAUAUAAUUUGGCAUCUGAAUGAUUGGUACAGUGGUACCUUGGUUCUCGAACAUAAUCCGUUCCAGAAGUCUGUUUGACUUCCAAAAUGUUCGAAAACUAAGGGGCAGCUUCUGAUUUGCACAGGCGCCCCGGAAUCAAUAGCUGGCACCGGACGUUCGGCUUCCAAAAAAUGUUCAGAAACUGGAACACUUACUUCUGGGUUUUCGGCGUUCGGGAGCCAAAAUGUUCGAAUACCAAGGCGUUCGAGAAUCAAGGUUCCGCUGUAUCAGUACAGUGGUACCUCGGGUUACAUACGCUUCAGGUUACAUAUGCGUCAGGUUACAUACGCUUCAGGUUACAGACUCUGCUAACCCAGAAAUAGUACCUCGGGUUAAGAACUUUGCUUCAGGAUGAGAACAGAAAUCGCACAGCGGCAGCGGGAGGCCCCAUCAGCUAAAGUGGUGCUUCAGGUUAAGAACAGUUUCAGGUUAAGAACAGACCUCCAGAACGAAAUAAGUACUUAACCCGAGGUACCACUGUAAUUGUAUUAUAAUUUGGCAUUGUUAUAAUGAGGCUAUUAUUGGAUUAUUGUAAUUGAAAAUGAAUAUAUUUAUUUGCUUGGGGGCAGGCUGUUCAUGUGUUAGUAUGGCGAGCCUCGCAUCCGGCUGCUGGGGCUUUUCCACUGUCAUCAAAGACCUUGUUAAGCUUGGACACAAGGACGCUGCCUUGUACUGUGCCGACCUAGUUCAGAACUGUCAGUCCUGACUGAUAGAGGUUAUUCAGGGGUUUCAGACAAAGGUCUCUAAACCUGGGGCUUUGGCACACAAAGUGAAUGCUCUCCCACCGAGCUGCAACCUCUCUGUGCCCUUGGGUUUUCUUGUGUUUUUCUUUCUUUCUUCUAAACUUAUGUGACUAGGCAGAGUCAUAGCUGUCAACUUACAGAUUUGAAAAUAAGGGACCAGCAGCCUCGAAAAUAAGGGAUCAGCAGCCAAAAUAAGGGAUUUUGCUUAACGUAUACAGAAAUCCGGCGCUGAUGGAGCCAUGCUGCUUUGGCUGCCACCGACUGUGUUUUGCAGGGGGUUGGACUAGAUGAUCCUAAGGGUCUACAACUCCCACCAAAGAAGAGGGGCAGACAAAACUGAUGAACAACGUUGAGAUGGCAAAGCUUACAGGCAGAAUUAGAAACCAGGAAGUGGACCUCUUUAAUAAAGAAUGGGGAAAGUUUAUAAUUUAGUUGAAAAGCUAUCGUAAAGAGUUACAUACAUUGGUAGGAUUGACAGAAAACUUGUAGUAAAAAUUUGAACUAUGGAUGGACAAAUGAUUUAUAAAAAUAGAGUUAUGAAAGGGAUGCAGAGGGGGAAAUCACUACAUUAAGAUGCUACACUGGUUGGAGGGUAUGCUAAGCAGCACGUCGUGGGCUGCCGUCGUCCUGGCGCGAGGAGUUCCAUCAGCCCUUCCCCGCCCGAGAGAGAGGCGGGAUGCGGCGCCGCUGAAGCGCCGCUCUUCUGCGUCCCUCCCCAUCCCCUCCUCUUCCUCCUCCCUCAGGCUUCCUCCUCAGCCGCCGCCACUGCUGCCGCCUCCGGCUUCCCCUGGCAGUGUGGCGGAUGUCUCGCAAGAGAGGGGCUGCCUGCCCGCCCACCACCACCCGUCUCCUCAUGACGCGCCCGAGGGGGAAAAGGGAGAGAUGGAGACACGGCAGCUCGUGCGCUCUCUCUCUCUCGCGGCGGAGGACCCUGAGCCGCUGCUUCCAUCCCGAGCAUGAAAUCUGGGAAAUUUAAAGGACAUCAUCAGUAAGGGACAGCAGUGGGACACGGCGCUGGGAUAAGGGAGUUUCCUGCCAAAUAAGGGACAGUUGACAGCUAUGGGCAUUGCCUUCCGUUCCCUGACAGACACGUGUUGACAAUCUGCUGUAAGGCGGCGAGACCCGCCCUCCCUCCCUUGUGUGCCCUCGAGAUGUGCACUUGGUCGGGCACGGAAAGAGGAGGAGACAAAAGUUACGUUGCACAAGCGGGGCUGGCGCAGCGUUUGAUGCAACCCGCAAUGCCUUAACGGCCAAAGGCUGGGAUUCGGGACGUGUCUUCAGCAUACGGCAAACGCUGUGCAGUGGGAAUGCCAGAAGGCUGCAAAUUUAGGGGCUGCCACAGUCUUCUAACAAAUCUCCAGAUUGGUGAGGUGGGGAAAAGGAAGGGAUCUUUCCUUUUGCACAAGAGGAAGUAUUUCCACUCAUGUAAUGGCUUUCUUGGAGUCGGCCCAUUAAUGUGUCCUGUGUUCUACUCUUCCCAUAAAUGAUAGAAUUAUAGAAUUUUGGCGGUGGAAGGGUCUGCAAGAGUCAUUGAGUCCACCCCCUGGAAUUCAGGAAUCACAGCUAGGGAAUCCCUGACUGCCCUCUUUCCGCCUUUCUUACAGACGCCCCUUUUGAAUCUCUGCUUGUCCGAAAGCUCCUUGAGAAAUCUUAGUUUGUUUAUCAAGAAGCAGCCCACAAAUAAAAAAUUAGUGGUCAGAUUUGUCUACCUUGGCUCCCCCCCAGCUGGGUACCCUCCAGAUGUUUUUGAACUACAGCUGGGUUGGCAGAAGAUGUGGUUCAAAGCAUCAGGAGGUCACCAGGUGUCUAAGGCCGAGACGCACCGUCAACACUGGAGUUAGCUCUUUAUUAGAAAAGAGGCAGUCUUCCCAGACUAAUGAAGUGUCAGGCCUAAUGAGCCCAGCAGCUCAUUCUCAGUAGGUCUGGACCCAUGAAUCAGUUGCUGAGGCUGAAGAUCUCCCCACAGCCGUUUAAAAGUUGCCUCCUCUCCAAGCAAUCGGAGACUUUGCCUACAUGCAGCCAACCUCUCCUCUGUUCUUUUCAUGCCUCUCUCAGUCCUGGGAAACCAGAGGGGAGGAGAGCUUGUCGCAGCAGGAUGGGGAGACUCACCUCUGCCUCUUGACCUCCUCUCCUGCUUCUGAUUCUGGAUUUCUUUCUGCCCCCCCCCCACUAUACCCUGUUACGUCCACAGCUUCAGACACCACCACCUCCCAGUCUUCUCCCUCUGACCGCUCAUCGUUGUCCCACCACCGCUCCCCGGGCUCUGUGCUUUCCCGCCCCUGGUGGUUCCUCAGCUGGUUCCUCCCACCAUUCCUCUGCGUCCACCCAGCCCGUGACUUCACGCUGGGGGAAGGCUGCUUUUUGCAAUGGUUUGCUCUGUUCCCAAGAUCUCAGGCCUCUAACCUCUCUGGAGCCCGCAGUGGCAGUUGUGAACGUAACUUAAGUGCAGAAGCACUUUCUUUCUUUCUUUCUCGUUCUUUCUUUCUUUCUUUCUUUCUUUCUUUCUUUCUUUCUCUCUCUCUCUCUCUCUCUCUCUCUCUCUCUCUCUCUCUCUCUUUUGCAUCUGGCCAUAAAUCCUGAGCUGGGACUCACAGGGAAAGGCCAGGCCUCUCUCUGCGCUCAGGAGUUGGAUUGGGCAAGUUUGGUGGAGGAACGAACUGCGCCGCCUUUGUUCCUCUUCCAAACUGCCUCAUUAACAUGAUCAGUUAACACCUGCCCGCGGUAUCUCAUUUCUGGCAUGCGUCUCUGCCUCUUUACCAAUCUUAAUCCUUUAAAAAAGAAAGGGAAAAAAGGAAAGAAAUGUGUUUGGAAAAUGGAAGACGCGAAGCCCAGGAUCCCAGUUGUUGUUGUUCUUCUUCUUGGGCCACUUGUAGUGGUUAAGAAAGGUAGACCCGUAAUCUGGUGAACCGGGUUCGCUUCCCCGCUCCUCCACAUGCAGCUGCUGGGUGACCUUGGGCCAGUCACGCUUCUCUGAAGUCUCUCAGCCCCACUCAUCUCACAGAGUGCUUGUUGUGGGGGAGGAAGGGAAAGGAGGAUGUUAGCCGCUUUGAGACUCCUUCGGGUAGUGCUAAAGCGGGAUAUCAAAUUCAAACUCUUCUUCUUCUUCUUCUUCUUCUUCUUCUUCUUCUUCUCUCUAAGAACUCCAAGGGUCCUUGCCUGUCCCUAGACCUUUCUUUUGCAUUCUGUGCCUUUCUGAGAACAGUUGUUUUAGCGGGGAAGUGAGAGAGUUCCAGUUACUGGCAGGGUGUCUCCAAAAAGGGGUUCAUGGCGGUACAGGAAUCUGCAGUACUAGCCUGUGAAUUCAAAGCCCCAUUAAAUUCAGUGGGGCUUAACCUCAAGUAAAUGUGGGUUGUGGCCUUCUCCCAGCACGGUGAGCUCCAUAUUGUUUUGUUUUGUUUAUUAUUAUUAUUAUUAUUAUUAUUAUUAUUAUUAUUAUUGACUUAAGAAAAUUAUACAGACAGCAAAACGAAGAAGCCUAAAUGAACAUUGCCUUUUACCGAUAAGAAAUAAUAAUGAUUACAGUAAUGAAAAUACUAAAAAUACAUUUACUUCCCCUUUUGAACUUCUGUUCUGGUUACAAUAUAUUACUGUUCUAUAAGAAUCUAUUAUAUCCUUUGCUGUCCCAUAUAUUACAGUGGUACCUCAGGUUAAGUACUUAAUUCGUUCCGGAGGUCCGUUCUUAACCUGAAGCACCACUUUAGCUAAUGGGGCCUCCUGCUGCUGCCGCGCUGCCGGAGCACGAUUUCUGUUCUCAUCCUGAAGCAAAGUUCUUAACCUGAGGUAUUAUUUCUGGGUUAGUGGAGUCUGUAACCUGAAGCGUAUGUAACCUGAAGCGUAUGAAACCUGAGGUACCACUGUAUUUUAUUUCCCAAAUUCAACCUAACCCUCCCCACUGCUUCCCUUCACCUGUGUGAGAUCUUCCCAUCCUAAUAUUUUUUCUGGUUGCUUUAAUAAAAUAGAAUAACAUGAAAACUGUUAAAUAUAAUUACUUCUUUUGUCCUCACACACUUAACAAUUGCCUAUUAAGAGUUCUGCUUUAACACCAUAUUUCUUCAUGUACAGUUUUCCCCUAUGCAUUCCCAUUCUGUAUAGAUUUUUUGAUUGGCGCAGCCCCUGAUUGAUGCAGUCAUUUUUGCCAGCUCCAUAAUGUUUUGGGCUCCCUCCACUGGAGUUGCAGCCCAAAGUAUGUGGAGGACAUCAGGUCAGUGAAGACAUCAGGCUGGUGUCUAGGGCUGCAGCCUUAAACGUUUCCUUAUUCCAGUCCUUUCCUUCUUUCCCACUCCACUUCCAGAACUGGAUUCUGCCCUUGGUGUGCAAGGAAACAGAAAUUUUCCAGUGCGGAGAACCUUUUUCACCCGAGGACCGUAUUCCUUCCUAGGCAAACUUUCAAUGGCCACAUGCAAGCGGCGGGUGUGAUGGUCGUGUCCCAGCCGCCCUGGGUCCCAGGCCACCAGCUGUGGUUCUCCUGUGUGGUUUCCACCAGUAACAUCUCGAGUUCUUCCCCUUGUGGUCCUGGUAGAUGCCUAGGUGAGCAUGGCUGCCUUGUUCUCUGCCCUUUGCUUCUCUGGACAACCUGCUCCUGAGCAUUUGCUGCUUCCAUAGUUCUUCUUGUUGGGAAAGAUGGAGGGCACAAGGAGAAGGGGACGACAGAGGACGAGAUGGUUGGACAGUCUUCUCGAAGCUACCAGCAUGAGUUUGACCAAACUGCGGGAGGCAGUGGAAGACAGGAGUGCCUGGCGUGCUCUGGUCCAUGGGGUCAUGAAGAGGCGGACACGACUAAAUGACUAAACAAUAGUUCUUCUUUGGCGAUCACUCGUAGCCGAGUAAGAUUGUCUUCCAUAAACACGGUUUUAACAAUGAGUCCGUAAGUGAUUAUGGAGGCCAAUUCUGGAUCCACACGUCCUUCCACAGUGGGGACAUUGGUUUCCGGGCAGGAGUUGAUCACGGUGUGGAUUUGCCAAGCGUGACUUCCACUUAGCACAUUUCUCCCUUGCGUCCUGAGCUUGAGUGUCUUCACAGCCCAUGACACCUUUGGUAAAGGCUGUUCUCCAACGGGAGCUCUCGCAAGCAGUGUUUCCCAGUUGUUGGUGUUUAUACUACAUUUUUUUAGAUUUGCCUUGAGAGAGUCUUAAAACCUCUUCUGUUGACCACCAGCAUUACGCUUUCCAUUUUUAAGUUCGGAAUAGAGUUGUUGCUUCGGAAGAGGAUAACCAGGCAUCCGCACAACAUGACUAGUCCAAUGAAGAAAGGGAACCCCGGGGGUCAUCUAGUCCAACCCCCCCUUGCAAUGCACCCAUGGCAGAUGGCGAUCCAAUUUCUGCUUUAAAACCUCCCAAUGGAGUCUGUUCCACUGUUGAAUUGCUCUUACUUGCAAUUCCGCCCCCAGUAGGAUUCGCACAGAGCUGCACGCUGCAGUUUCACAACUGAUUUAUCCAUGCCGCCUGGCAGUGGUUCACGCUGGAAUAUGUUUGCCAGAGACAAAAGCACCUGCCCUUUGUUCCACAGAAGAUAUGUGAGACUGAAUCAAAGGCACAUGCGUUUGCCGCUGUCCCCUAGACAUGGGCUCAGUGUGUCUCUGUUGCCAUUUUCCAAGAGGGUGUAGGUUUGGCCUGACUGAGGUUUGUGCGUCCCCACUCUGGUUGUCUCUGUAGGUAAAACAUUUUAUUCUCUUCUUGUUUCCUUCAGUAGGAAAGGACCCAAGCCCUUAUUCUCCAGGCACUAAUUUGUUGUUGUUUAGUCGUUUAGUCGUGUCCGACUCUUCGUGACCCCAGAGCACGCCAGGCACUCCUGUCUUCCACUGCCUCCCGCAGUUUGGUCAAACUCAUGCUGGUAGCUCCGAGAACACUAUCCAACCAUCUUGUACUCUGUCGCCCCCUUCUCCUUGUGCCCUCCAUCUUUCCCAACAUCAGGGUCUUUUCCAGGGAGUCUUCUCUUCUCAUGAGGUGGCCAAAGUAUUGGAGCCUCAGCUUCAGGAUCUGUCCUUCCAGUGAGCACUCAGGGCUGAUUUCCUUAUGAAUGGAGAGGUUUGAUCUUCUUGCAGUCCAUGGGACUCUCAAGAGUCUCCUCCAGCACCAUAAUUCAAAAGCAUCAAUUCUUCAGAGAUCAGCCUUCUUUAUGGUCCAGCUCUCACUUCCAUACAUCACUACUGGGAAACAUGGUCUGGUGAAAUCCCAGUGUAUGCUCUUUAGGAAAUGCGAUCGCGAAUUUCUUUGUGACUAGAUGACCUUUGGGCUCCCUUCCAGCUCCUAAAGCAUUCAUCCUCCUCCUUGUUGUCUUCGGACUCGUCGGAGAAUAAAGUUGAUGAAUGCUCACCAUUUUCCCGUUCAGAAUCAAGUGUGAUCUACCUGUUGCUCAGAUUGUGGGGUGCUGCAAAAAUGUGGGGUUUGUUCUGCAAAACUAUUACCAAACUUUGGCCCUGGUUUGGAGCAAUUCAGAUCAUUUUGGGGUUUUGGGUGUUAAAUAUAAAACCCAGUUUGAUGUAUCAGUUGCUCAGGGUUGGGGGUUUUUGGGGGGGAGGGGUGGCGGCUGCAAAGCGCGAAGUUUGCACAGCAAAAUGCUACAAAGCCCUGUUUAGGGAAGUUUUUAAUGUCUGGUGUUUUAUUGUAUUUUUAAUAUUUUGUUGGAAGCCGCCCAGAGUGGCUGGGGAAACCCAGCCAGGUGGGCGGAGUAUAAAUUAAAUAUUAUUAUUAUUAUUAUUAUUAUUAUUAUUAUUAUUAUUAAUUAUAUUUCAAAUUGUUUGUGUGGCGCUAGAUCUUCGUUUUAAAAGAGAAAUUACAGUGUCCUUAAUGCUCAUCCUCGCCGCUGCCUUAUUUUAUUGUUUUUAGCCUUUGGUUAACCAACCACAUAUUUCCACGUUUCUGCCAUAAAGUUCUGUCAGAUCUUUCAGCCGCAGCUCUCUGCUGGAAGCUACAGCUUCAAAUGCCGCCUCUGGGCUGGAGGGGAUAAGUUGGAAAUCUCACUAUCUCUGGCAUGAAGCAGGAAUCUGUUUCCUACAUUCCAUCCCAAUGUAUGCCAAUUAUCCCCCCCCCCCUUCUUAUCUCUUCCUCUCCCCAUUCCCACUUUGCCUUUGGCAUGCCUUUGGCAUGCUGGGAUCUUGCUGGGGCAAGUUUCCAGCUUGCUUACCCAAGACAAAUGACACUGAACUCUGCGUCCUCUUCCUGGCCUCUCUGAUGAAGCAUCUGUUCCUCUCAGGAUAAUGCCGGGACCUGAGCUUCUGCCAGGAGUGAAGUCUCCAGGGAAAGCCUAUUAUUAUUAUUAUUAUUAUUAUUAUUGCCUGGUCCUGCCCGGCUGGAAUCUAAAAGCCAGAGGCUCCUCCUCCUCCUCCUCCUCUUUUUCCUGUUGGUCAGAAAUUUAAUUCUCUUUGACCAGACCGGAUCCCCAGUCCAAGAUAUACAGGUAUUCAUUUCCUCACUUGCCUGAGUCGGAGUGGGGAGUUGCAGUUCCUUCCGGUGGGGAAGAGACGUUUUUCUUAAGCCAUGUGGUGCCAUUCAGGUAUGUGAGGAUGAACUUAAGCUCCUUGGAGGAAGGGGUAGCUCAGGAAAGGGCCUUUUCAGUACUGGCCCCGACUUGGUGGAACGCUCUGUCACAAGCGACCAGGGCCCUGUGGGACUUGACAUCUUUCCGCAGGGCCUGCAAGACAGAGCUGGCCUUUGGUUUGGACUCAGUCUGACCCUUAUGUUUCCCUCCCCUUAUGGUUUUGAUCUAUGGGCUCCUUUUAAAAUGAGGCUGCAUUUUAAAUUGCAUUUUAACCUGUACAGUGGUAUCUCGGGUUACAUACGCUUCAGGUUACAAACGCUUCAGGUUACAGACUCUGCUAACCCAGAAAUAGUACCUCGGGUUAAGAACUUUGCUUCAGGAUGCGAACAGAAAUCUUGCUCCGGCGGUGCGGUGGCAGCGGGAGGCCCCAUUAGCUAAAGUGGUGCUUCAGGUAAAGAACAGUUUCAGCUUAAGAAUGGACCUCCGGAACGAAUUAAGUUCUUAACCCGAGGUACCACUGUAUUUUAAAUUGGGUCCCCCCCCCCCGUUAUCUUUUUACUGUAAUUUUACUGGUGUUAGCCACCUUGAGCCCGGCUCUGGCCAGGGAGGGCUGGGUAUAAAUAAAUUUUAUUAUUAUUAUUAUUAUUAUUAUUAAUUAGAACCCAAGACUCUUUAAUCAUGUGUCUGGGCCCCAAAAGAUUCCUGCAUUGCAGGGGGUUGUACUAGAUGACCCUUGGUGUCCCCUCCAGCUAUAUGAUUCUAUGAAAUAAAAUACAAAAGUUUAACUGUAUACCCUGUGCCAUCGCUAUACUAAUCUCAGUGCGUCCGCUUAUAGGGUCUUGUGACAGUCUUCUUGUUUAGCCACUUAUUUAGAGAAAUGUUUGGUUUUGAGGAAACUGACCUAAUAUGUAUGCAUUUUGCAUGAAUCAAAUUGUAUUAUACUCUUUCCCCACCAUCACCAAUUUGAUUUGAAAUCUUUUUAGUUGUGUUUGUGUUUAAUUAUUACUUUGGUUUGGUUUGUGUUUUGAUAUCGUUUAGCUCCCUUUGGCUCCCUAUACUCCCCCCCCACCUCAAAUGAAUAAGGGAAAAACUGUGGCGGGGCAAGGGGGGCAGUUAUUGGUUUUUAUUAUGCAUUUUAUGUUUUUAUCUUCUGUUUUGAUGGUGUGAACUGCCCUGAGAUUGACAGAUGAAGGGCAGUAUACAAAUUUAAUAAAAAAUAAUGCUCAUGACAGUAUGAAAUAGCCUUGAGAUCUUUUUCAUCAUUUAUUGUUUAUACCCCGCUUAUCUGGCUGGGUUUCCUCAGCCACUCUGGGUAGUUCUGAAUAGAAAAUUAAAAGCACAAUAAAACGUCAAACAUUAAAAACUUCCUGAUACAGGGCUGCCUUCAGAUGUCUUCUAAAAGUUGUAUAGUUGUAUAUUUCCUUGACAUCUGAUGGGAGGGCGUUCCACAGGGUGGGUGCCACUACCGAGAAGGCUCUCUGCCUUCAGACAUAACUUGAAGAACGCUUGUUCGUGGAAACAAAUUAUUAAGCAAUGGCAAAGAUAGGCUACAACAAUUUAAAACCGAAGAAAUUGCUCCCUCCUAAACAUAGACAUCUUCUGUGUUGAAAGCCAGGAUUAGCAGUGUGUCUAUAGCAUUCACUGAUAGCUGUGUUACCAAGGUGCAUCUUGAAGUUGCCAGGUACCCCUCUGUGGGGAGGUGGCCCCACAACUUAGGGGCUGCCACAAAACAGGCCCUCUCCUGGGCCACCCCUACCCUCCAAGCCUCUGAGGGUAGUGAAACAACCAAGAGGGGUUGUUUAACAUGUAAGCACCUUGAAUUGGGCCCGGAAACUGUUAGGAUUUUUUUAUCUCACCAGCUGCUCAGCAAGUAGAACUAUGGUUGUUUAUAUCAUGUGAGUGUCUGAGAGCGUGAGACAGGAAGUCUCAGUACUGUUCGGAACUGCGAGAGAAGUUACCGUGUUUUUCGCUCUAUAAGACGCACCAGACCAUAAGACGCACCUAGUUUUUGGAGGAGGAAAACAAGAAAAAAAAUAUUCUGAAUCUCAGAAACUAGAACAGCAAGAGGGAUCGCUGCACAGCGAAAGCAGCAAUCCCUCUUGCUGUUCUGGCUUCUGCGAUAGCUGUGCAGCCUGCAUUCACUCCAUAAGAUGCACACACAUUUCCCCUUACUUUUUAGGAGGGAAAAAGUGAGUCUUAUAGAGCAAAAAAGACGGUACUUUCACUUCUGUGCAAGAUGUUGUUCUGUACUGCUGCUGAGAGAGAGCAGACAUGCUGAUGGAGUCUCUCUAUAUAGACCGUUGAAUAAAGUAAUUUUAAAGCUACGAUUGUCUCUUUCUUCUGCAAUGAGAUGCCAGAAGACGAGUGUGCUCCUCUCAGGAGGGUCACUUAUCACCGAUCUCUCUGGACUGAGGAAGAUUUACAGCCAGAGGGUGACCACCGGAGAAACUCCACAGUGUCUUGGGAAGGUGGUGGCCUUCCCGGGCGUUUUUCCAACAGAAACAACCAGUGCCACUGUUUUAAAACGGAUGUUGUGCGAGAUGCAAACGGAACCGCUGCUGGUAAUCUGGGCACUGCAUUUUGGACCCCUUGGAAUUUUUGAGCCGCCUUCAAGGGCAGCCCCAUGUAGGGUGCUCUGCAGCAAUCUAGUCUGGAAGUUACUGCAGAAUGCAGAACAGUGGCCAAGUAUCUGUGCUCCCAAGUGGCAAACGCUCAGGAGCUGGGAAAAGGCACGCGUGUGGGUUGGUGGAGAGAGAUAGGGCACAAACAAAGGAACGCAGGGCAUAAUUUGGCAGCUUGCCUCCUAGCGCGGUUGGGUUGCUGGAUUCCUUGAUGUGUGGUUGCAAAACUAUUGAUUUCCUGGGCGGCUGCCCAGCCUGCCUGCCAGCAGCCCUGAAAUUUUCCCUACGUCAUACCAGAGAGAACGUGGCUCGCAGGCAUCAGUGCCCUGCAAUGCCUCUCUUGUUUUUCAGUGCAGGAUGUUUUCGAAUGACCACGCCCUAGUGUAUGUUGCAAUAGUGCUGUGGGAAAGUGGAGGGUGUGUGUGUGUGUGUGUGUGUGUGUGUGUGUUUUAAAGCUAAAAAAAAAAAAAAGUAAAGGACCUCUGACAGAAUGCGGCAGCUAGACUGGUGACUGGGAGCGGCCGCCAAGACCAUAUAACACCGGUCUUGAAAGACCUACAUUGGCUCCCAGUACGUUUCCGAGCACAAUUCAAAGUGUUGGUGCUGACCUUUAAAGCCCUAAACGGCCUCGGUCCAGUAUAUCUGAAGGACCGUCUCCACCCCCAUCGUUCUGCCCGGACACUGAGGUCCAGCUCCGAGGGCCUUCUGGCGGUUCCCUCACUGCGAGAAGCCAAGUUACAGGGAACCAGGCAGAGGGCCUUCUCGGUAGUGGCGCCCGCCCUGUGGAACGCCCUCCCAUCAGAUGUCAAAGCGAUAAACAACUACCUGACAUUCAGAAGACAUCUGAAGGCAGCCCUGUUCAGGGAAGCUUUUAAUAUGUGACAUUUUAGUGUAUUUUUCAUCUUUGUUGGAAGCCGCCCAGGGUGGCUGGGGAGGCCCAGCCAGAUGGGCGGGGUACAAAUAAUAAAUUAUUAUUAUUAUUAUUAUUAUUAUUAUUAUUAUUAUUAUUCUGACAGUUAAGUCCAGUCGCGGAUGACUCUGGGGUUGCGGCGCUCAUCUCGCUUUAUUGGCCGAGGGAGCCGACGUUUGUCCACAGACAGUUUUUCUGGGUCAUGUGGCCAGCAUGACUAAGCCGCUUCUGGCGAACCAGAGCAGCGCACAGAAACACCAUUUACCUUCCCGCCGGAGUGGUACCUAUUUAUCUACUUGCACUUUGCCGUGCUUUCGAACUGCUAGGUUGGCAGGAGCUGGGACUGAGCAACGGGAGCUCGCCCCGUCGCUGGGAUUCGAACCGCUGACCUUCUGAUCGGCAAGUCCUAGGCUCAGUGGUUUAGACCACAGCACCACCCGUGUCCCUUUAUUUUAAAGCUAGAUUGUGCUAAAAAUCUUUGGAAAGGAUAUUAUUAUUAAUUAUUUAUUAUUGAAUUUAUAUACUGCCCUAUACCCGGAGGUCUCAGGGCGGUUCACAGAAGAAAAUCAAAAUAUAAAACCACAAAUAUAUAUAAUAAAAAUAAAAACAACCACUUGUUUGCUGGCUCUCAUCCUGUCCUUUACCAAGGCGAGACACUGGUCCAGAAUAAAUCUGGGACUCAACUACAUUAGUCAAAAAACAGUAUUUUGAAUGUGUUAGAAACAUGCAACACCAGAUGGCGUUGGAGAGCAAAAAAAAUUCUAUGUGAUUUUCCAUAGCGUUUUUUCCCCUGUGUGUGGAUCGACUUCUGGUGAAAUCUCAGGUGCCACGUGUGUGUGUGUGUGUGUGUGUGUGUGUGUGUGUGUGUUUGUACUUGCAAGGAACUGCAUAAAAACAUCCUACUCCUGCAGACAGAAGCUUGCAAAAUUAAGGAACCUGCCACACUUGCUUAUCAGAGAAGAUCUCUGGGUGUCGACUUUGGGUGGCCUCAAGGCAGAAUUUUGAUGGUUUGACAGCACAGCAAAAGUCUGCCCAUUAAAGAGGGACUUACAGGUCUUCUCUGAGUGGGGAAUGGUGCCUUCUAGCUGUAGUUCUAUAACUUUCAUGAUUUUGUUAUGGAUAUACAUUUUUAUAGAAACUGCUUUUAGGGGGGUUGUGUUUGGCAUUUAGCGCUUACAAGAAUCUAAAAUAUCUAUUAAUGAUGUUUGUUUUAACCAUUUUAAUCUCUGAGUUUUAAUCCAUUUCAGUCUAUUGCUAUGCUAACUUUUUGACAGUUUUGAAUUGUUGUUAAUUUUAUUUGUCAUGUCUUUUUGAAAGCUUCCUUGAGGGGUUUUUUAAAAACAACAACAACAAGCGGUGCAUAAAUAUUAUGAAAAUUUAUAUGCUGCUUAGUUGCAGCCAUCUCUCAGCAGUGUAUGAUAAGUGUAACAGAUACAACAGCGAUAAAACAAAACCCAAUGAAAAGCAAGCUAUAAAAUGGAAGAAGGGCUUUAAAAUGGCUGCUGAAAUAGAAACGGAGUUAACUCUUUCCCUCCCCCCUGCAGGGACAAUGGAGAUUUCGCUGGGCCAGGGGCUCCUCAUUUUGUUCCUGGUGGUGGUCCCGCUUCUCUACGAAUGGAGUGCUACCUUCAAGUACUUCUGCAAGAUGGCGUUCUACAACAGCUACAUCCUCUUCCUGGCCGUCAUCGUCAUCCCUAUUUGCGCAGUCCGUGGGCGCAACGUGGAGAAUAUGAAGUAAGCACAAGAGUUUGUUUGUUUGUGUGUAUUAGGCUCUUUGGGAGGUAUUCAGUUAUCUCAUUCUGCGAGAGCAAGGAUUUUCGUUGUUGCAGUGGGACUCCCCCUGUUCCCUUCCACCUUCCCCAAAUCUGCUCCAGAGUGUGUGUUUUUUUGGGGGGAACCCCCUAGAACAGAUUUAGGGGGCCCAUGGGGGACAGAGGCUUGGGGAACAUUGUUCUUCCAUGCCAAAGGAAGUCCCUGUGCUGAUGGGAUGUUCACAAAGCCAGCGCAAUGGUGGGUGCAGCCAUUGUUGUGUUUGGCCGGGGGGGAACGGGACGGGACGACUCAUAAAUCUUUUGUUGGAAGAUUGGGCAUGAGACUGCUUGCUGAGAGAGGAGGAAGAGGGGGAAGGAAGUCCAACUCAGAAAUGUUAAAUUGAUUGCAAAGCUAAUGAAUUGUAUAGACUUGAAAAGUAAAAACUUAAGAAGAAAAGAGAGAGUUUUUUUGCAUGGGGUUAAGGUAGGCAGAUGGGACGCAGGUGGCGCUGUGGGUUAAACCACAGAGCCUAGGACUAGCCAAUCAGAAGGUCGGCAGUUUGAAUCCCCGCGACGGGGUGAGCUCCCGUUGCUUGAUCCCAGCUCCUGCCAACCUAGCAGAUCGAAAGCACGUCAAAGUGCAAGUAGAUACAUAGGUACCGCUCCGGUGGGAAGGUAAACGGCGUUUCCGUGCGCUGCUCUGGUUCGCCAGAAGCGGCUUAGUCAUGCUGGCCACAUGACCCGGAAGCUGUACGCCGGCUCCCUUGGCCAGUAAAGCAGGAUGAGUGCCGCAACCCCAGAGUUGGUCACGACUGGACCUAAUGGUCGGGGUCCCUUUACCUUUAAGGCAGGCAGAGCAAUGGACCUCCAGACUCCCAGACUAUCCCUGUGCCUGUUAACCGGAAGGUUGGUGGUUCAAGACUGCCCAGGGACAGCUGUGGGCAGGAAACCGAUUAGAUGACUCGUGGGAUCCCUUCCAACGCUUUGAUUUUAUCUAGCCUCUGACCUAUUUUCUGGCCUCCCUGUCCUUUUAAAACUUCAGACGGCUAUGUCUUAGGUUGCAUCCUGUUUACAACUUUCUAACGCUUCCUCCUCAGACCUUAAGGUGAGAGGUCACCUUGAUAAGGUGAGAGGUCACCUUGAAUCUAUCAUCGGAAAACAGAGAAGCAGGCAUGGCUCCUUUUGUCUUCGAUUAGUUAGGUUAGAGCUAGAACACUUUUCUAUCCAGGUUCUGAUUUAUUCCCAGAAUAAAGCUAUUUUCUUACUCUACUCUGUGUGCGAUUUCAACAAGUGACGUCUACUCUCUAACCAGAUUCACACGUUGUACAAUGUACACUCUGCAUGUCAAAGAGCUCCAAGCGGCUAUUCGUUUCCAUAACUUUGGUAUCUCUGUAUAAUGUGACUUAAGUUACACAGAGCAUUUUUCAUAUUUGUACGACGAUACUUUGGAGGAGGGAUGGGCAGAAGGUAAAUUGGGUUCUACUGGUACAUCUCAGAGCGAUUUAUUCCGAAAGCAUUAUGUUUUAAAAUGUUUUAAAAUUGUUUGUUUUAUGUUUUAAAACCUUAAUGUUUUAAAAACCUCUUAAGCGGCAUGCAAUCUGAAAAAAAAACCAUGUCGCCAAAAUACAAACCUGUAACUAAUACAAACACAGAAUAAAACACACGUUAAAAAGCAUUAAAAAGUUUGGGAUGUAGCUUUGGUUGAAAAGCUUGGGAAUAAAUUUUAAGAGGGCUGGGCGGCUGGGUGCCAGCUUCGCCUUUGAGCCAGUGCCAAAGACUGGGCUCAACCUCUUCAGCCCCGACUGGGCCAGGCGAGCUGGGAAAGCACUUCCAGAGACUUUUCACACAGGAAGCAGGUCUAAGUGCUGUGGACUCACAACUCAGAGCUGUGAGCACCAAACUCCGUUCCAAAAGUCAGCGGAGCACAGCAGAGUAUGAACCACACAAACAAUGAAGUAUUCUCUACAGCUACUGCAUAAACUCACGACUAAUCGGAGACGCUGGACUGAUUGAGUGUUACAGCUGCUUGAGCAGUCACCUUAUCUACCGUAUUUUUCGUUCUAUAGGACGCACCGGUCCAUAGGACGCACCUCGUUUUUUGGGGGGGGAAAUGAAUAAAAAAAAUUAUUCCCCCCGCGGCUGCCGCCCCAAGCCUCGCGUGCUUCGGGCUGCAGGCUGGCCGCCCAAGCCUCGCGCGCUCGGCGGGACCUCCCACCGGGCGCGCGAGGCUUGCAGACACUCGCCCGAAGCACGGGAGCCCUCCGGAGGGCUCCCGUGCUCGGGCGACAGACUGCCGCCCCAAGCCUUGCGCGCCGGCGGGACCUCCUGCCGGGCGCGCAAGGCUUGCAGACACUCGCCCGAAGCAAGGGAGCCCUCCGGAGGGCUCCCGUGCUUCGGGCGACAAGCUGCAGCCCCAAGCCUUGCGCGCUGGGCGGGACCUCCUGCCGGGCGCGCAAGGCUUGCAGACACUCGCCCGAAGCAAGGGAGCCCUCCGGAGGGCUCCCGUGCUUCGGGCGACAAGCUGCAGCCCCAAGCCUUGCGCGCUGGGCGGGACCUCCUGCCGGGCGCGCAAGGCUUGCAGACACUCGCCCGAAGCAAGGGAGCCCUCCGGAGGGCUCCCGUGCUUCGGGCGACAAGCUGCAGCCCCAAGCCUUGCGCGCUGGGCGGGACCUCCUGCCGGGCGCGCAAGGCUUGCAGACACUCGUCCGAAGCACGGGAGCCCUCCGGAGGGCUCCCGUGCUCGGGCGACAAGCUGCAGCCCCAAGCCUUGCGCGCUGGGCGGGACCUCCUGCCGGGCGCGCAAGGCUUGCAGACACUCGCCCGAGCACGGGAGCCCUCCGGAGGGCUCCCGUGCUUCGGGUGACAAGCUGCAGCCCCAAGCCUUGCGCGCUGGGCGGGACCUCCUGCCGGGCGCGCAAGGCUUGCAGACACUCGCCCGAAGCAAGGGGAGCCCUCCGGAGGGCUCCCGUGCUUCGGGCGACAAGCUGCAGCCCCAAGCCUUGCGCGCUGGGCGGGACCUUCUGCCGGGCGCGCAAGGCUUGCAGACACUCGCCUGAAGAACGGGAGCCCUCCGGAGGGCUCCCGUGCUCGGGCGACAAGCUGCCGCCCGAGCCUCGCGCGCCGGCGGGACCUCCUGCCGGGCGCGCAAGGCUUGCAGACACUCGCCGAAGCACGGGGAGCCCUCCGGAGGGCUCCCGUGCUUCGGGCGACAGGCUGCUGCCCCAAGCCCUGCGCGCUGGGCGGGACCUCCUGCCGGGCGCGCAAGGCUUGCAGACACUCGCCCGAAGCACGGGAGCCCUCCGGAGGGCUCCCGUGCUUCGGGCGACAAGCUGCAGCCCCAAGCCUUGCGCGCUGGGCGGGACCUCCUGCCGGGCGCGCAAGGCUUGCAGACACUCGCCCGAAGCAAGGGAGCCCUCCGGAGGGCUCCCGUGCUCGGGCGACAAGCUGCAGCCCCAAGCCUUGCGCGCUGGGCGGGACCUCCUGCCGGGCGCGCAAGGCUUGCAGACACUCGCCCGAAGCACGGGAGCCCUCCGGAGGGCUCCCGUGCUCGGGCGACAAGCUGCAGCCCCAAGCCUUGCGCGCUGGGCGGGACCUCCUGCCGGGCGCGCAAGGCUUGCAGACACUCGCCCGAGCACGGGAGCCCUCCGGAGGGCUCCCGUGCUUCGGGCGACAAGCUGCAGCCCCAAGCCUUGCGCGCUGGGCGGGACCUCCUGCCGGGCGCGCAAGGCUUGCAGACACUCGCCCGAAGCAAGGGAGCCCUCCGGAGGGCUCCCGUGCUUCGGGCGACAAGCUGCAGCCCCAAGCCUUGCGCGCUGGGCGGGACCUUCUGCCGGGCGCGCAAGGCUUGCAGACACUCGCCUGAAGAACGGGGAGCCCUCUGGAGGGCUCCCGUGCUUCGGGCGACAAGCUGCCGCCCGAAGCCUCGCGCGCUCGGCGGGACCUCCUGCCGGGCGCGCAAGGCUUGCAGACACUCGCCCGAAGCACGGGGAGCCCUCCGGAGGGCUCCCCGUGCUUCGGGCGACAGGCUGCUGCCCCAAGCCUCGCGCGCUCGGUGGGACCUCCUGCCGGGCGCGCAAGGCUUGCGGACACUCGCCGGGGCUGCAGGCUGCUGCCUGCAAGCCUUGUGAGCCCGCGGGAACUCCCACCGGGCUUGCAAGGCUUGCGGAUAGCUUCCUGAAGCCUGGAGAGCGGGAGGGGUCGGUGCGCACCGAUGCCUCUCGCUCUCCAGGCUUCAGCGAAAGCCUGCAUUCGCUCCAUAGGACGCACACACAUUUCCCCUUCAUUUUUGGAGGGGAAAAAGUGCGUCCUAUGGAGCGAAAAAUACGGUAUAUACAGAUAACACUCAGACUCCCUUUGAAGUCAGGCUGGAGCAGAAGCAGCAAUGCGCAAAAUCCGCCCCCUCCUUUCUGAAACAUUGUCAGCAGAUUCUUGCAAUGGGAGGGGUGAAACAUCUGGAUCUGAAUGGUGUGAUUUUGUAAUGUAUUUGAACGAGGAGAUUCACGACAGAAUAGCCCCCACCUCAGUAUGUUGCUAUGUAGAAAUUAGAGUUCUUUGUGCUGCUUGAAAUAGUAAGAGCAAUACUGGCACUUGUUAUCUCCUUGCACUUUGUAAAGAAUAAUUCCUGCCUUAUUUGUGUUACUCUCUAGAACUGAGUUUUAUUUGCAGUUUAAGCUUUUCCCAUUACGAGUAUCUAUAGAUAAAAUCAGUUUGUUUGUUAUUUUUUAAUUUAUUUUAUUUAACAUAAUGAUUACAAAAUACAAGCAAAGUACUGCAAAUACAUACAUACAUAUAUAUUUCAGAUAAGUACACAUAUAUAAAAAAGAACAGAAAAGAAAAAAGGAAGAAAAGAAAAAGAAAAAAUAAGGAAAAGAAGAAAAGUUGGAAGAAUUUCUUCCAAAUUUAUUCUACAAAUAUCUCAAUAAUAAAAUUUCGUUGAUUGACUUCCAUCGCUUACACUGCACUUCCUAUAUACAUUUUAAGCAACAUUGUAUCUGUUAUUCCGUAUUUUCCCCAUACAAUCUCAUACAAAUAUUCUAAUCAAUAAGUUUUCUAAAUCUUUCAUAAAUCUAUUCUAAACACAACCAAUACCUUACAUUUAAUCUUUGUCUACAUAAAUAAUCAUUUAAACGUUUCCAUUGUUUCUGGAAUAUCUAUAGAUAAAAUCAGUUUAAUGCGGUUCUGCUCUGCACCCUUCCUUGAUAGCUUUUGGCCUAGCUGGAAUGUCCCCACAGACUCUGACAAUGCCUCUUCUUUCCUUAGAUUAAGGAUAGAACAGGGUAAACUAGCCUACUGCACAAAGGUAAAUUUCGCAUUAAUUUUAUUUGCCAACUUUUGUCUCUGGCCCUGCCCACCGCUGACAUUUGGCCUCCUGGAAUUUUGCUCUGAAUGGAAUGCCUGUGGCUUGGUUUUAGCUAGCAGUGCGGCUUAAGGACUGAAGGCGAGUCUUAGGGGCAGAUUUGGCAGAUAUCAUAGAAUCACGAGUUGGAAGGGACCCAGGGGUCAUCUAGCCCACCCCCCUUGAAUGCAGGAAUUUCAGCCAAAGCAUCCAUGACAGAGGGCCAUCCAACCUCUGCUUAAAUACCUCCAAGGAAGCUUCGAGAUUUUUUAAUAUAUAUAUAUAUAUAUAUAUAUAUAUAUAUAUAUAUAUAAAGCAGUAUAAAAAUAAAAUGAACCACCAUCACACCAAAAUUCAUUGUAAACAAAGAGGUACCUAGACAUUCCAUUGUGGCCACUGUAACCUGGGUUUAAGGUGCCAUUUGACGAUUAACAUACAUAACUGAGACUGUGUGGUAGGGGAUGAGGCGAUCUUUUAGGUUAGGUGAAUGCCAUAGGGAGGCAUCUUGGACUUCACCUGAGGCAGCAAAAUGUCUUGUGGCAGCUGCUUCUUACAUGGUUAUAUGCAGGUUGGCCUCCUGUGGACUUUACCUUUACUGUAUUGGUAGAAAGAGGAGAGCCAACAAAAGCAAUAAAAACAACUUCUCGCUGCUUUGGUAUUUUGAAAACUGAAAGCUGCAUUGAACAACACUGGCCUCUAGAGGGAGCAUGAGCACUCCAGACACCUCAGUGCCUCAAAAAUUAUUUAUGACUGACAGCUUAUUAUUUUAUUUUUAUUUGUAUUUAUUUUGAUAUUUACACCACCCUUCAUUAAAAGAUCUCAGGGCAGUUCACAAGAUAAAAACACAAAUAAAUAGCUAAACAACAGCAACAAAACAGUAACCUGCGCUCCCACAAAGGUAUUUAAAAGGUUGUGGCAAAUUAAUCAGCCAAAAGCCCAGUUGAAGAGGAAUGUUUUUGCCUGGCACCUAAAAAUAUACAGUGGAACCUUGGUUCUCAAAUGCCUUGUUUCUCGAACAUUUUGGCUCCCGAAACCCAGAAGUAUUCCAGUUUUCGAAUGUUUGUUGGAAGCCGAACGUCCGAUGCUGCUGUCGGCUAUUGCGCCAAUCGGAAGCCACGCCUUGGUUUUUGAACGUUUCAGUAGUCGAACGGACUUCUGGAACAGAUUACGUUCGAAAACCAAGGUGCCACUGUAUAAUGAAGCCACUAGGUAAACCUUGCAGAAGGGAAGAUGGCAAACUGUUGUUGUCAUCAUCAGCGACUGCGGUGCAGUGAGGUGCGGAAGUCGCAGGUGAACAAGUUUAUCCUCUUUUCUUUUCCAUCUCCAGGAUAAUCCGGUCCAUGAUGCUACAUGUGAAAUACCUGUACGGGAUCAAGAUUGACGUGCGGGGGACAGAGAACUUCAACAUCAAGCAGCCUUAUGUGAUCGUGUCCAACCAUCAGAGCUCGCUUGACUUGCUUGGUACGCCUGGGCAGGGGGGAAGGGGGUCUGGGUAGGUGGCCAGAAUGUGAGUAGAAAACCCCUCGUGGCCUCUUCCGUCAGUCCAUUUUACCAUACCACCAAAUUAUUAAGAGUUCCUGCCCACUUUAAAGCAAUCUUCAUUGGUUUCCAGGGACAUGGGUGACGCUGUGGGUUAAACCACAAAACCUAGAACUUGCCGAUCAGAAGGUCGGCGGUUCGAAUCCCCGCGACGGGGUGAGCUCCCAUUGCUCGGUCCCUGCUCCUGCCAACCUAGCAGUUCAAAAGCAUGCCAAAGUGCAAGUAGAUAAAUAGGUACCGCUCCGGCGGGAGGGUAAACGGCGUUUCCAUGGGCUGCUCUGGUUCGCCAGAAGCGGCUUAGUCAUGCUGGCCACAUGACCUGGAAGCUGCACGCCGGCUCCCUCGGCCCAUAGAGCGAGAUGAGCGCCGCAACCCCAGAGUCAGCCACGACUGGACCUAAUGGUCAGGGGUCCCUUUACCUUUACCUUACGUUGGUUUCUAAGCAGGUGCGGGGAGACUUUGGACCCCUAGAUGUUCAAAGAAUUGUAAGGUUGGAAGUGACCAUGAGCUUCACCUAGCCCAGUGCUUUUUUCCUGGGGGGACGCAUACCCCUAAACAUUUUGUGCAUCUAAGUUUGGCCUCAUUGAGGGGCAGUAUUUCAAUAUGAGAAGGAAAAUGAGAGUACCCCUAAACAUUUUUUUUAGGAAAAAAAGCAUUGACCUAGCCCAACCCCCCCUGCAGUGCAGGAAUCUUUUGACCAAUAUGGGGCUCAAACCUGCGACCCUGCAGUUCAAAGUCUCAUGCUAAACUACAACAACUCCCAUCAGCCCCAGUAAGCGUGGCCUGCAGCCAGGGAUGGUGGCAGUUGGCAACCCAAAACCUCUGGGGAGCCAAACGUUCCCCACACCUGAUUUGCAGAGCUGGGAAGGCAUCUUCAAAAGUCUUCUUCUUUGGCGAUCACUCGUAGCCAAGUAAGAUUGUCUGCCAUAAACACGGUUUUAACAGUGAGUCCGUAAGUGACUAUGGAGGCCAAUUCUGGAUCCACACGUCCUUCCACAGUGGGGACAUUGGUUUCCGGGCGGGAGUUGAUCACGGUGAGGGUUUGCCAAGCAUGCCUUCCUCUUAGCAUGUUUCUCCCUUUCGUCCUGAGUUUGAGCGUCUUCAAAGCCCAUGACACCUUCGGUAAAGGCUGUUCUCCAACUGGAGCGCUUGCAGGCCAGUGUUUCCCAGUUGUUGGUGUUUAUACUACAUUUUUUAGAUUUGCCUUGAGAGAGUCCUUGAACCUUUUUUGUUGACCACCAGCAUUAUGCUUUCCAUUUUUAAGUUCGGAAUAGAGGAGUUGCUUUGGAAGACGAUAAUCAGGCCUAAUUAUCAAAAGUAAUCUAGUUUGGGAUAGCCCAACCCUCCAGAUGUGACUGAACCAUAACUCCUGUUCCUCUUGGCCGCCGUCUGCUGAGAGUCAAACUACAUCCAGAGGGGACUGCACUGGCUGCCUCAAAUUUUGGUUGACCCUUUUAGUUGAAUUUUGCACAGGAACGGAGUCCAGGAAGUGCGAAAACGUUUUUAAAAAUUUGCUUUUACAUCCCAGUGGGGAGGCUGUGUCCCUGCAGAAGGUUCUGAGGUUCCCAACAGCCUCCAGGCAGCAUGGCCCAGUGGUCAGGGACGAUGGGAGUUGUAGUCAAUAAGCUACAAAUUGCCACAGAUUCCCCACCUCUGGUUUACUCUGGCUGGGCCUUUGCUGUGCCACCAGGCCAUGGUCGCCCCCCAACCGGUGUUCUGGCACAUAGUGGGCUGGGCGGCCUUGAUCUGUUGCCGUGGCUGACCUUCCCGCUUUCCUCCCUCUCCGCUGCCCUGCCCCGCCCUGCAGGGAUGAUGGAAGUCUUGCCCGACCGGUGUGUGCCAAUCGCCAAGAAGGAGCUGAUGUACAUGGGCACGGUGGGGCUGGCGUGCUGGCUAGGGGGCAUCAUCUUCAUCAACCGCAAGAAAACCGACGACGCCAUUAGCGUCAUGGCGGAGACGGCGCAAACCAUGCUCUGUGAGGAUGUGAGUGUUGCUGGAACGGGAGGCGGGGCUGCCUACAUUUUGGGGAAUCGUGUGGGAUCUGGAGGUGGGUAGGAGGAAGGGAUUGCGAAGUGGGAUUGUGUCUGUGUCGUGGCUGGGUGUACAGGAUGCAGCAAGAGAGCUAAUAUUAUUUUCCCCAAAAUUCACAAGGGCGUGCGCCUGGGUGCUGGCCUCUUGGACUUUCCCACCUUGCUUAAAUGCUAACUUGCUGGUACAGCCCUUUUGGGCAGAGAGUGGGAGAGAGGGAAGUUUGCCAUUGUAGCGUUUGGCUCUUAAUCACAGUGGUUCCUUGGUUCCUGAACGGCUUAGUUGUUGAACAAAUCGGCCCCCGAACGCCCCAAACCUGGAGGUAAGUGUUCCAGUUUGCGAAUGUUUUUCAGAAGCCGAAUGUCCGCCAUGGCUUCUGCUUGAGUGCAGGAAGCUCCUGCAGCCAAUUGGAAGCCGCGCUUUGGUUUUCGAAUGGUUUCGGACUCCCGGAACGGAUUAAGAUUGAGAACCAAGGUACCACUGUACUGGUACUGUCUCCUCAGUGGGUGGAACACACCAUCUUGGAGUGCACAAGGCGGAGGGAGACGCUUUUGUAGGAAAACAAACCGGCCUCAAGCUCUCUCCACAGAGAAGGCCUUUUUGGAUUUGCUCUGCGCUGAUCUAGCCGUCUGCUAAAUCGACGCCACCGCAGGGCGGAGUGUGUGGAUUGCGACAUCUAUUUGGCCGAACGGAUUGUCCGUUUUUAGAGGCAGUGUAGCUCCAGAUACAAGUUUCUGGGACCAAACGUCAGUGGAGGGAUGUUCUGCCCAUGUGCUUCUGCUUGGGAAACAUAUCCUGGGCCGGAUCCAGGCCGGACUCUUCUUAUGGUGGGUUCUUGUGCUGGGUCUCUAGCAGCCACUGGGGAAAGCUUUUUCGGCUUGGGGAAUGGAGGGCACAGAAAGGAACCCCUUUAGCUGUAUUUGUGCAGCCUGCAGCUACUUAUGCUCCAUCCUUUUCUCCUCUGACCCCCCUGCAGGUUCGGGUCUGGGUGUUCCCCGAGGGCACCAGGAACCACAACGGCUCCAUGCUGCCCUUCAAGCGGGGUGCCUUCCAUUUGGCUGUGCAAGCCCAGGUAGGGAGUCCUUUCCUCUUUACUUAGCCGUGGGGGCGACUCGAGCUGCAACCCCUGUGCGGUUUUGGCCUCUGAAAUCCGGCGGGGGUGACCUCUGAGCCCAACGCACAUAGUGUGUGUCUUGUUAAGGUUGCAGAUCAGCAGGUUAAGAGCCAGGAAGCCACCUCCAAGUCUCUCCUCCGCCACUGACCUCCCAAGCGCGUCUCUGCCACACCCCUUCCUCUCUCUUUCGACCUUGACCUCUCCCAACAGGGAUAAUUGUACUUCGCAGGGCUGUUUUGUAGUUUGGACUUGAUAUCCCGCUUUAUCACUACCCGAAGGAGUCUCAAAGCGGCUAACAAUCUCCUUUCCCUUCCUCCCCCACAACAAACACUCUGUGAGGUGAGUGGGGCUGUGAACCCGGUUCCCCAGAAUACGAGUCUAUCGCUCUUAACCACUACACCAAAGUUUAGCAGGAAGAUGUAUGCAAAGCAUGAACCAGGAGCGCUGCUUUUAUAUUUGUUAAGCCAAAGAAAGGUGUCUUAGAAAGAGUCAGAAUAUUGGUCUGCCUGACUCUGUAUUGCCGAAACCAGGAUGUCCCAAGCUUGGGUCUCGCAACUGUUUUUGGACUACAACUCCCAUUAUCCCUGGCUAGCAAGGCCAGUGGUCAGAGAUGAUGGGAAUUGUAGUCCAUAAACGGCGGGAGACCCAAGUUUGGGAAACACUGGGCUAAGCGGACUGUCCGUGGGUAUCCAGGGUUUCAGAGGCAGAGUCCUUUCAUUUCAUAGAAUUGCAGAGUUGGAAGGAAGCUCUAGGGUCCAACCCCCCACAAUGCAGGAAUCUCAGCACAUGGUUAUAAAAGCGGAGGAAACCAGUGCUGCUCUAAAACAAAACCGCUCCAAGUCGAACGGAACAGAGUCGAUGCCGGAAAAGAGGUGGUCACCAUUCAGUGAAGCACCUGAGGUGUCAAAAAGUGCAAAGAGGUGUGUUUUCAUAAUAAAAAACCUUAGCAUUCCUAUGGCACUAUUCAGAGAAUCGGGUGCACUGCCUUUUUCCAGUCCUUGCAAAGUCCUUAAUAGGCUAGACCAUGACAGAAAGAAGGAAGGAGGGAAGAGAGAGCUGAAAAAGGAGGGAGGGAGAAAGGAAGGAAGGAUUUUCUCAUAAUGCUGGAACCCUUUUCAUUCAGCACACAGCUAAACUCUGGGAUUUGUUUCCCAAAAGACCACAACAGCCACCAAAUCAAAACAACUUUUAAAAGAUGUUUAGACACCUUUUUUUUUUUAACAGCCCUCCCUGAAGUGUAUUAUCUUUUUGUCUUCUUCACGCUGUUCCUCCCUUCCCUGCCCCUUUCCAGGUUCCUAUCAUCCCAGUUGUGAUCUCAUCGUAUCGGGAUUUCUACAGUAAGAAGGAAAGGCGUUUCACCACGGGUGAGUCCAGCUGUCCGGCUCCUUUUCCCUCCCUUUCCCUUCCCUUAUCCCCAGGGACGAGGCUGGUUCUGACAAACCUGUGGCCACUCACUGGCUGUUGUGGUAGGGUCUUCUGACGGUGGGUGAUGUAAUUUUGGGGGUUAAAUGGCUUUGAGUGAUUUCAGUGCUGCUUUCAAUAGGGCUACAUAGCUGGGGGGGGGUUAAAAUAGGUAAAGCAAUCAUACAUUUUUAGUUGUACAGUCAUACCUCGGGUUACAGACGCUUCAGGUUCCGUUUUUUCGGGUUACGGACCGCUGAAACCCGGAAGUACUGGAACAGGUUACUUCCGGGUUUCAGCAGUCACGCAUGCACAGAAGAGCCGAAUCGCAACACGCGUGUGCGCAGACGCACUGCUGCGGGUUGCGAACGUGCAUCCUGCACGGAUCACGUUCGCGACCCGAGCAUCCACUGUAUCUGUUUUAAUUUACGUUGUGAGCUGACCUGGGAGGAAAGUGGGAAUAUGAAAUUAGCAGGCAAAUAAAUGAAAAUACAGUGGUGCCUCUAGAUGCGAACGGGAUCCGUUCCGGAGCCCCAUUCGCAUCUAGAAGCAAACGUAACCCGUGUCCGCGUGUCUGCGGGUCACAUUUCGGCACUUCUGCGCAUGUGCGUGGCGUCAUUUUGAGCGUCUGUGCAUGCGCAAGCGGCGAAACCCGGAAGUAACGUGCUCCAUUACUUCCAGGUUGCCACGGAGUGCAACUUGAACACGCUCAUCUCGAAGCACAUUCAACCCGAGGAAUGACUGUAAUUAAAUACCCCCUGCCCUGCCUCUUUGCAGCCUGCACACUUAACACUUUUCUUUUUCUUUCCUUCUCUCUCCCUUUCUGCCCCCCACCUGGUCCGGCUACAUCACCACGGCCCCUUUCCACUGCCUCCGUCUCCUCCUCCUCCGGCGCAGGGCGCUGCACGGUCCAGAUCCUGCCUCCCAUGCCUACGCGGGAGCUGGUGGCUGAAGACGUGCCGGCACUGACAGAUCGCGUGCGCCAGGCCAUGCUCAUUGCCUUUGAGGGGCUCUCGGUGGAGCUGGGUGCCCCGCAGUGACCCCCUUUUACUACUUCCUCCCUCCCAACAUCCGGCCCUAGAGAGAGACAGAGAGAGAGGAGCUUAUGGGGUGGGGACUGGGAACAGCUUUGCGCCCACUGGGGCGGGGGCCACGGCAGAAGAGGGCGGCGUUAACUCCCCAGCGGCCAAGCCGGGACCAGGAGUGGCAGAGGCGGUGAUGGGAGCGGCCCACGCUACAACCAAACUCGGAGAUUUGCAAGCUGGGGUGGGCUUCGCCCGGCCACGCCCACAAGGAGCCGCAGGGGCGGAGUUGAUCCCAGCCACGCCCGCUUCCACCUUUCGGACCAGAAUUCUCCCCUCCCACAACCAGGUAGAUGGCGCAGCCCUCUCCCCGCCAGGUCUUCUUCCCCUCAACCGUUUCUGUCGAUGUGAACUGUUCCGCUUGAGCUUCUCGGACUGGACCACUCCAGCCCCCUGUUCCGGGGGCAGGGAGCAUUUUGUGGGCUGACCCACAGGCAACGUAUAAACAGAACCACUCCUCGAACCCUGCAGAGGGAAGAUUCAUCCCGGCGCUCCUCUGGGGGACGAGAUGGGCGCAGGGCAGGUUCUGAGUGCGAACACUGCAAAAUGUGAAGCCGGGUUGCCAGCUGGUUGCAAACACCCCGCUGGCCUUUCACGAAGGGGUGUGUGUGUGUGUAUGUGUUUGCGUGUGAGAUAAGGGAAUGGGCACGAUUGAUCGAUCCGCUACAUCUUGCCUGCGGUGGGAGCGAGGCGGCGACGAACCACUCCAGAGCUCCCCGAGGAGGGGAGCUGUGCGGACUACGACCCACCCAGGCCUCUGACUGAUCAGCAGCUCUAAUAAAACGGUGGACAAGACUACCUCCCUCUGUGAAAGGGGCACGGCGAAUGGGGGAACUGCGGCGGGGUGGGGGGGGCUGGGGACACAGAAAGAAUGUGACUCUGUAUUGGCUCUUUUCAGUCACCCGGUGGGUGAAACGAGGGAACGAAAGAGCAGCUUUGCGGGGAGGGGGGGUUGCGGUGUGUCUCACGGGGAGGUGGGGGGGGGCUAAAAUAAUAUGGGCUGACCCUGUGGAACCCAGUUUAUGGGACCAGCCCUCGACCCAAUUGAUGUGGGGCGGAAAUUAGGGAUGCUACUUUGGGGAAAAACGAGAGCAGGAACGUGAGAAGACGUCCGUUUCCUGACAGCCUCCCUGGGCCAGUUACUUUUGUGUUGGUUAAAAUAUUUUCACUGCCCUGCGAAGGGGGAAGCAAGCCUGCCCUUAUCCUUAUCCCAGCUGCGUCAACGUGGCAGCCUGCUUUCCUGGCUCCAGUUGGAGGCAUCGGGCGCUGCAAACUCUCGUUUUUUGGUCUCAGAGAUGGUCAGAGGGGAGGUACGUGUGUGUGCUCCCUCUGUGGCAAAAUAUGGCAGGAAGGCUGAGGUCUUGGGACAGGGCAUUGGGGAAGGGCAACCAGUGUUUGGGUGCGGGGUCACUAGGCCGAAUUUUUUUGGGGUGGAAGGGGUGCACAACAUGGAGGAGGGGGCUAGUGGCAUGAGGCUGGUGCCCUUUAGCCAAUUGGGCCAAGCAGGAAUUAAAUUGUGGUGGUGGUAGUUGAUGUGGCACCCUUCAGCUAUUACUGGACUACAAUUCCCAUCAUCCUUCACUGCUGGCUGGGGCUGUUGGGAGCUGGGGUACGGCAGCCGCUGGAGGGCACCUCGUUGCCUGGCCUACUCCAAGGCCUCAGGCGGAGGGAAAAGCCUUUCCCGGACCUGUUCUCUCUAGUCCUGGGGCUGAUGGGAGUCAUAGUCCAGAUGAUUGGGAGGGUGCCAUGUUGGUGCCCCAUAGGGCCUGGGAUGGAGGAGAGGCGAAUUGGGGGCAGUCGGAUGCAUGCACUUCCUGUGCACGCUUCCUGGGACUGGAGUGGAUUUCUGUGUGCAGCUAUAUUUUUUAUGAGGGUGGGCCAUUAGGAUUGGGGAGAGGCUAUAAUUUUGGGAUGAGAGACCCCUCUAUUGUGGGGGGCAGGCGUGCUUGGGGAGCUGUUUCAGGGAGUGUGCGCUUGUUCGUGGGGUGGGUGGGAUUUUGCCAAAUAUUCCCUGCUAUGGGGGGGAAGAGGGGCUGCUGCCUCUGCUCCUCUCCUGCCUUUGGGGAAUUCCCCCCCUUGAUAUAUUUCUGUCCUCUCCCCAGUUGGAGACCCAGUUGCCUAUCCCUCCCACCAGAUGCCCUUCCAGGGGGGGCUGUUGAUGUCGG